AUGUUAGCACACUGUUUAUUGUAAGUGUCCUUCUAAUCUCCAUUUUCAUCCGCCAUUGAGAUCAGUGUUCCUAUAGCCCCCACUCCACCGAAAUGGCAGAGAUAAAUUGUGGGACAGAUGAGAUAUAUAACUACCGCCUUGCAAACUUCAGAAUGGAGUAACCCAGUAACUUUCGUUUGCGCCAGUGCCCCACUUUCACCAGCUACCCCUACUUCUCAAAUAGCGAAAUAAGAUCUGAUUAUUGUAGACUGGCUACCUUCUAGUUCAGAUGGAGGAAGUCCACUUCUUGGAUAUUAGCUCUACAUGAAGCUAUCAACUUCAGGGUCUUAUACUUUAGUCUACGAUGGAAAGGAAGACCCUGCCACAAAAUAGGUCUAUAUCACUUCUUUCAAUAAUGCUCCACUCACAUUUGGUACCUAUAAUUUUGUAGUAAGAGCUUUUAAUUGGGUCGGCUAGAGUCCAGAUUCAUCUCCUUUAACUUUAGUCUUGCCCAGGAAAGUCUCAAAGACAGGGACAUAAGUAUCAGGAAUUGGAAUUUCAGUCAUAGCAGCAAAUGUAGACGCUGUCAUCAACAUAGUUUCUUAUGAUGAGACAGGUGCUCCAAGAACAUUCGGAGGAGAUAUAUACUAUGCUCAUAUUCAGGAUAGAUGUCAAUUAAAUAGCAACUACUAUUGUCAAGAGAAUAGCUUGUCCACUUCUAUUCUCAAACCUCCUUAAAUGAGGCUCAUGACUGAUAAUGGAGAUGGCACCUAUUCUCUUACCUACUAAGUUAGAAGAGAUGGACUUGCUACAGUGGAUGUCAUGGUAAUGAACCAAGGUGGCUUUUAUGCAGAAUACUUCAAUAAUGCCUUUCUAGAUGGCACUCCAGCUAUAACUAGGAUAGAUAACCAGAUCAACUUCGAUUGGGGUCAAGGACUAAUCACAAAUGAUGUAGCAGAUUUUGUCAGUAUAAGAUGGUUUGGCAAGGUUUUAGCGCCUGCCACUGAAGAAUUUACCUUCAUCAUCCAUGCUGAUGAUGGAAUUAGAUUUUAUCUAGACGGAGUAUUGCUGAUAGACAGAUGGGACCUAUGUUGUGAAGAUGUCACAACUACUUAGAGUAUGGUAUAAGGCCAAUACUAUGACAUAAUGCUUGAAUACAAAGAAUAUUAAGAACAAGCAUAUGUCAGUCUAUCAUGGACAUCUCUCUCAAAGCCAAAGUAGAUUAUUUCUCCAGUAUAUAUUUACUUUCCCGUGAGAGUUGCCAGCAGUCCAUAUGAUAUUGUCAUUAACUUUGGUCCAUCUAUUGCUUCACAGUGUACAGCCUAUGGAGAUGGUUUAGUUUCAGCCAUUGCUGGAAAACUCUCAUACAUUUAUAUUCAAUCAAGAAAUUCAGUUGGAAGCAUUAUUGACAACAAGAACGAUAACUAUCAACUAUACUUUGCAGGCCCUGAUCUUACAGUAACUGGAGAAUUCUAUGUAACUGGAGUUUAUCAAUCUAAUGGUCUGUAUCUUGCUCAAUAUGUACCUUAUCUCUCUGGCACUUAUGAUCUAAGCAUCACACUACUAGGUGAAUCAAUCAAGGAUUCUCCCUGGGUGGUAGUAGUUUCCCCAGGAGAAAUUGAUGCAACUAAAUCAAAGACCAACCUUGGCAUUGCUCCUAUUUCAGCAGUAGCUGGCAUGACUAAGUUCUUUCAAAUAAAUACCUUUGAUAUGUACUCAAAUCUCCAAUAUGAAUCGUACAAAGAUACAAAUAUCACAAUAAUAGCAGUUUAUGAGGAUAACACUCAAUAUGUAUCUCCACUUGGAAUUGCAGAUCUGACUAAUUGGCAAUAGAUAUAUGGCAAGGAUAUAUCGGGGAUCUACUCAGAUAACAAAGAUGGAACCUACAAUGCUUAGAUAACAAUUUACAGAGCUGGAAAGUUCUCUCUUUAUGUUAAGAUAAAUCAAGUUAACGUAAUCAACUCUCCAUAUUCAUCUGCAUCAGAUUACUUAUAUAUUUCUCCUAAUGAUAUCUACGCACCUAAUUGCCUCACUUAUCAACUUGUUACAACUAUGACUGCAGGAGUUACAUCAACUUUUAAGAUUCAAGGAAGAGACUUCUACUCUAACAACAUCAAGACUUUACUUGCAGUAGCUGUCACAGACUAUAAACUUCAGAUUAGAGACUCUUUGAAUGUCUCAAUAUCUACUGGCACAAUUAUUGAUUCAGCUUUGUAAGCUGGAGUAUUUCAGGUUUCUUUCACUCCUACCUUAGCUGGUUCAUAUAAACUAUACCUAUAGUUCAAUGGACUGAACGUUGAUUAGUCACCAUAUACCCUCACAGUGAAUCCAGCUACGACAACUUCUGCCACAGCUACCACUCACACUUUAACAAGAAAGAAUUAUACCACAGGAGAUCACCUUGUAUUCUUGAUAUAGGCUAGAGAUUAGUUUGGAAACUUAAGACCUGCAUCUGUUUCAGAGGUAUUCACUGUAACAUUCACUAGCACAACCACUUCAUUAGUCAGUACUCUAACAACUACAAGUAAUAACAAUGGCACAUACACAGUCGACUAUCUUUUGCAAACUGCAGAUGUUUACACACUGAACAUUAAGUUAGGGUCGGUUGAUAUCUCUGGCUCCCCUGUAACUAGUAUAAUAGUAAAUGUUGGGAAAGUGUAGGCUCGUUAUAGUUUGCUGACAACUUCCUACACACCUGUCACAGCAGGGUAUGCAAAUCUAUUCAGAAUUUAAGCGAAGGAUAUCUACUCUAACACUGUUGUUGAGACGAACGAGAGGUUCGAGUUUGAAAUUAAGAAUCUUGCUACUGGAUCGAUUACAAACUCUAAUGUGACCUAUCUCUUCGAGUUAUACGAAGUUUACUUUACUUUGAGACUAGCAGGAUCUUACUCAGGCAUAAUUAGAUUGACUUAAUAUGGAGGACUUCGAGCUGUCUAUUUCAAGUCAAUAGAUUUCCACUACUCUGUAGAUUUAUUAAGCCUAUACAAUCACAGUGCAGGUUACUACACCUAGAUCGAUAGCCAGAUUAACUUUGACAUUGGCUACAAAGCAAUGCUGGCUUCCAGCUACCCAUCUCAAUACUAUUCAGUUGAGUGGAAUGGAUUUCUCAAAGCACCUUCAACUGAGACAUAUAGGCUAUUUAUUGACACCUAUAAUACUUCAUAUGUCUAGCUCUACCUGAAUGAUACUCUAUACAUUCAGAAUGAUUACAAGGGAAAAGGCUCUGUAAACAUGUAUGCAGAUAUUGACCUUACAAAGGAUACCUUGUCUAAAAUCAACUUAAGAUUCUCAGAGAAACUCGGACCAACUAAGUUAAUCAUGUCUUGGGAGAGUGACUCAAGAGAUUUUUAGGUUAUCCCUUCAGAAUUCUUUUACCAUAGGCUAAACAGUGGAACAACACCUUUCCUCUUCACUGUUAUUCCAGAUAUCUCUAACUCCACCACAACUGGACUUAUUAACAAUGAUUACUCUAUCGCAUUAGUUGGUAUUUAGGAGACAAUUACACUUUAUGCAAGAGAUAAAUUUGGCAACAAACAAAAUCACUAGAGUGAUGUGCUUGAAGUAAUCAUUACUUACACUCCUACAGGCACAACUUCUACUGUAACCGUAACACCUGUAGCUAAUGGAGAAUAUCAAAUAAAGUAUACAUUGACAAAAGCAGGUGCAUAUACAAUGGCAAUCAAACUCUAGCCAAACGGAGUUGGUUCUCUCUAUCCACUUUCAACCUCCCCAUUCACUAUCAGCUGUAUAGUUUCAACCACUGAUCCCUCCAAGACAACUCUGACAGGCUCAGGCAAGACUAAUGCAGUAGCAGGUAUUGUUGGAACCUUCAUAGUAACACUAUUUGAUUCAGGAAACAACUAAAGAACUAGUGGGGGUGACAAUCUAAAUGUGAAGAUAGGCUCAAUAACUUAGAUAGAAAUAUUUGACAAUAAUGAUGGAACCUACACUGUUUAAUAUCUUAUCAAGGAUGCAUCAGUAACCUAUCUCAUUGAAGUUAUUGUUAACUCUGAUACAGCUAACAAGAAGACAAGUACUAUAGUUGUAGUUGCAAACAUACCCAACCCUUCUAAGUCAACACUCACUGCUACCUAGCCAAUAACAAUAGAUAUUGCUUACACAUAUUCAAUUAAAGUUUAUGAUAGCUAUCUUAAUCCAGUGUAAGUAGCUCAGACAAUCCUCUCUGUUAUUGAAGGUGCUGGAUAGACUCUCUACUUCACAGGCACAGUUACUUCACUAACACUUGCAACAUAUACUGUUACAUUUACAAUUCCAAGUAAAACUUCAUUUACCAAUUGUGGAUUAUACAGUUUCUCAGCAUUCUAUUUACUUCAAGGUGGAUUAAUAGGUCAAUACUAUACUAAUAAAUGGUUCUCAGGGACUCCUUAUGCCACCUAAACAGACGCUCAAGUGAAUAUGAACUGGGGAAGUGGAGAUGUAAUUCCUGGUGUUGCCUAAGACUAUGUAAGCAUUGAAUGGAAUGGCUUCCUUUUGCCAGCAUACUCUGAAUCUUAUACUUUUUACAUUGAAGCAAAUGAUGGAGUAAGACUCUAUGUGAACAAUCAGAUGAUUAUAGACAGACUAUAAGACUCUACUUCCGACACUGAUACUCACCUAGUUACUUCAACGACGAUCACACUCGUAGCAGGUAAAUUAGUCCCAAUUAGAGUCAUGUAUUACGAGACAACUGGAGUUGCUAUGAUUUCAUUGUUCUGGAGGAGUGCUUAGUAAGCCCAAUAAGUUAUUCCAUCAACUGCGUUUUACUACAAGCAAUCAGAAACACCCAUCUCUGGAGAUAAAUUCAUGAUCACUGCUCAGGAUGAGCCAUUAGAGCCCACUGGUUUAAAAUAAAGUUCAUCAACUACUUAUUCGUAAACAAGCAUUAGUGUAGAGUGGACUGCUCCUCUUGACAAUGGAUUCUUAAGCAUUAUUGACUAUAAGAUUCAAGUAUAUAAUGGUCUCAUUUGGGCUGAUUCUGCAACUGCAUUAACUACUCCUCUUGGAACUGCAACGGGGCUCACAGCUGGAACUAUCUAUUAAAUUAGAGUCUUAGCUAGAAACUCUCUAGGCUUUGGUUUACCCUCAGCUAGUGUUUCAUUAAUACCAGCUAUAUUACCAUUGGCACCUGCCACGAUUACUCUAACAUCGUAUGGUCCAAACUAUCUAACAAUUACCUGGACUAUCCCAACAAACACUGGGACUGGUGGAACAACUACCCCAAUAAUCAAUUACCUCCUAUAGGUUAAUGAAAAUUUUGGAACUAAUGGGUUUGUGACUUUAUCAGAGCAGUCUACAACGUCUUUUACUCACUAGAACCUAGUGAUGGGUCACUCGUACACUUAUCAUGUCAAAGCUUAGAAUUUUAUGGGUUAUGGUUCUUAUAGUACAUCUUACACAUUUACCCCAAUAGAUGUCCCAGAGAAGCCACCUAAACCCCCAGCCAAUGUCAUAUUAAGCACUACAAGAACAGUUAUCUUUAUCUAAUAUGAUGCAUUGAUUAACACAGGUGGUUCACCGAUUACUCUGUAUAACAUUUAUAUUGACGAUGGCAAUGAUGGGGCAUUCUCAACAAAGGUUUCCAAUGGUGUUUUACUCACAUACAACACAGCUGCACUUUCUUUGACAACAGGGUUAGUUUACAGAUUCAAAUAUUCAGGUUAGAACACUGCUGGAGAGGGACCCCUUUCAGAUGAAGUUGCUAUCUUAAUGGCUGUAGUACCCUCAGUCCCGACUACUUUCCAAAGAAUAGACAGUACUAUACUAUCUGCAGGAUAAAUCAGAGUUUAAUGGGCAUUACCUUCAGACAAUGGGGGUACAGCAGUGACUGGCUAUAAGCUUUAUUUAGACAAUGUGCUAUAGUAUGAUGGAAGUACUGAAUCUAGUGUCUAUGUUUAUACCCUUAGCAACCUUAACGUAGGAAGAUCUUACCUUAUUUCUGUCAGUGCAGUGAAUAAAGCAGGAGAGGGGCCAAAGACAUCACUGACAUUAGUUGCUGCUAGUGUUCCAACAAAAAUGGGCAUUCCAUCAUUAAGCUCAGCUGCAUCAACAAGUAUUACAAUAUAAUGGACAGUGCCAAGCUUUGAUGGAGGUGCAGCAGUUACCUCUUAUGCUAUUAGAAGAGAUGAUGGACCUCUAACUGCAUUCCAAGCUCAAGUUACUUCAUUGGUUACAUUAUAGGCAUUCAGUGGCUUGUCUAACUCUAAGUAGAUUUAUAGAUUCUAAGUUGCUGCUAUCAAUAGCAUUGGCUAAGGAGCUUGGUCCGAAGCAAUAAGUUUCUAUACUGCAGACAUACCAGGUGAUCCAACAUCAUUCAGUGUUGUCUCUUAAUCUCAGUCAUCAAUCACCCUAUCAUGGAUUGCUCCAGUUUCAAAUGGAGGAUGCAACAUUGAAGGAUACAGAAUUCAAAUGGAAGACAUCUUAAAUCCUGGCUACAAAAUUGUAUACAAUGGUAUUACCAUGCCCACUAUAACUUAAUUCACUAUCUCAAACCCAGAUAUAUAACCCAGCAAGUAUUAUAAGUUCCUCUUACAAACAAAAAACUGUGGAAGAUUCUCAGUUGGAACUACUCUCACACUGGCCAGUGCUUCAGUACCUUCAAAGAUAACCAGACCACCUGCAGUAUCAACUUUUGACAGCUCAACUGCGAUGACUAUUUCUUGGAUAAUGCCUGCUUCUAAUGGUGGCUUUGCUCUUAAAUCUUAUAAGGUGUAUUCAAACAAUGCAGUUGCUAGCACUUUGCAGCCCAAUAUAAAUACUUAUCAACUCACAGGGCUAACUUAGGGAUCUCAGUAUAAAUUGUAAGUCUCCUCAACAAAUGAAGUAGGUGAAAGCGCUAUUUCAGAUUCAAUUACAGUCCUUUUCGCUAAUGUUCCCUCAGUCCCUGCAGCUUUAACUCUUACUUCAACUUCGCUGCCAUCUUUGACAGCUGUAUGGACUGCUCCAUCCUCAGCCAAUGGAGAUGCUGUAAAAGGCUACAAGCUAUAUGUAGAUGAUGGAGAAGGCGGAGACUUUACUCUUGUUUAUGAUGGAUCUAAAUUCGCCAAUAUAUAUACCUAUACAAUAGGUUCUGAUUAUGUUAAAUGUGGAGUUAUUUACAAUGUCUGGGUCACUGCAAUCAAUACUGCAGGAGAGAGCAAUCCACAAUAGGCUUAAAGGAGAGUUGGCUAAGUGCCAACUGCACCCUAGAAUUUAACUAUGGUCACAGUGACUCCUUCAGUUUCACUUAAGCUAAAAUGGAAUCCUCCACUUGAUAAUGGUUGUCUCCCUAUCAUAUAAUAUACCCUGAAUAAAAACGGAGCUGAUUUAGUAGCUGUCAUUAGUGCAGAUUCAUUGUCCUAUACAGACAGCAUCACAACUGGUGGGACCAUUGGAACUUCUAUUACAUACAAGUUAAAAGCAAUAAACUAUGCAGGCGCUUCAAUUUACACUGAAAAUCUAGUAUUAGUAGUUGGAUAAAUUCCAAAUGCGCCAACUAACCUUAGGAUCACUUCACAAACUCAGUAGAACUAAGUAAACAUUGCCUGGGAUGCCGAUGUUGUGAUAGCAAGCAAUCCCUCUACACAGGGAUAUCGAGUUUAUCUUGAUGACUAAAGUGGGAAUGGACCUCAAUUAGUGAUUGAUACUACACUAUACUCUUUAACUACUGUAGGAGUUAUUAAGAAUCUGAUAGUUGGUAAGACUUAUCUUGCCACAGUCAAGGCUGUAAACGUUAUUGGAGAGAGUCUUGCCAGCACUCAACUUACUAUUAAUGCAGGAACUAUCCCCUCGAAAAUCUCUGGAGUUAUUCUAACUGGUUCAACAACCACAUCACUCUCAAUAAAAUGGAGUAAUCCUGAUUCAAAUGGAGGUUUACCAAUUACUAAGUUCACUGUUUAUCUUGAUGUUGGGUAAACAGGGACACCAACCUCAACAAUUACUAUUUAAGAUCCUAAUUAGAAUUACUAUACAACAGCAACUACCUUAACCACUGGAGCAAUAGUGGAUAUUCAAGUGUCAGCAUCAAAUAUCAAUGGAGAGGGAUAAAAGUCCGACAUUGAUACUUUUUAUGUAGCUACAGUGCCUGCCACUCCUUCUGCUCCUACUGAGACUAAGAUUUAUCUAAUCAAUGGCUAUGAAAAGAAUUAAGCUGCUAUUUAAGUAUCCUGGGUAGCUCCUACUAGUAAUGGUGCUCCUAUCACUGGCUACAAACUUUACAUGGCUGAGAACGCUAAUCAGUACAAACUAGUUUAUGAUGGCUCAAGUAGAUCAGAUAUCUUGACUUAUACUUAAACAAUUGGUGUCAAUAAAACAUAUUACUACAAAUUCAAAGUAUUGGCUAUUAAUGCAGUCGGCGAAUCAGCAUUAUCCUCUGCAAUUACUUGCUUUGCUGCUGUUGUACCUACCACCCCAUAGAACUUCACAGUAGUAUCAUCAGGCUCUGGAACAAUCACAGUUUCAUGGCUUGCACCAUAGUUUGAUGGUGGAUCAUCAUUGACUGGCUACUAUAUCUACUACAAGCUUAAUUCAUUCUCAACUUUCUCAAAAUCUUCACUCAUAUCAACAACUGCAACAUCUUAUCAGGUGACUGGAUUAACAGCUGAUUCGUUAUAUUCUCUUAAGAUGACAGCAGCCAAUAUCAAAGGAGAAAGUAUAGCUUCUGGAAUCUAAUAUCAAUAUGCAAGUGCAGUUGCUAGUACUUUAGCAGCGCCAACAAUAGUUUCUGGAUCUAGAACUGAAUACUCAGUUGGUCUACAAUGGACAGUGCCUGGUACAUCUACUACAACUGUACUAGGAUACAGAAUCUACAUAAAUCUUCCUAAUUCAAACACUGUUCCAGACAUAUUAGUCUACGAUGGAGCUGCAGUUCCUUCAGUUUUAAAGACUACUAUUUACAAUAUAGUUAGUGGUCAAAACUAUCUUAUUAGUUACAAAGUAUUGAACAGAGCUGGCUGGAGCAACUUAAGCCCUUCCCUUAAUCUAGUAGCAGGAAAGUUACCAUCUCCACCUGCAUAAGCUCCUAAACUUAUCAGCUCAAAGUCAAAUCAGAUUUAAUUCUCUUGGAUCCCAACAAUAGAUAUUGGAGGUGCAUCAAAGUUAGACAACUACAAGAUUUAUGCAGGAACAACUUUGAUUGCUACUGUUAGCUCAGAUAUACUUUCAUAUACAUAUACCUCAGUGAUAGCUGGUUCUAGUUAUCAAAUUUCAAUAACUGCCGUUACUUCAAUUGGGGAGGGCUUAAACUCAUUAUCGCGUACAUUCUGGGCUAUUGAUACACCAACUGCACCUGUUGUUUCAUUGUAAUCUACCACAAGAGAUUCAUGCUCACUUAGUUGGGUUGCAGUAACUCCACCUACGAAUUCACUUAUCACUGGAUAUGUUAUCUUAAUAGAUGAUGGAAAAGAUGGAGACUAUAAGAUAGCAUACAAUGGUGCAAAUAAUCCAUCUAUAUUAGCCUACACUGUUUAAAACUUGCAAGCUUAAACUAAUUACAAGAUAUUAGCAUAUGCUAUUAACAAAGCCGGAAAUGGAGCAAACUCAACCUUGCUUACAUGCUUCACAGCAACUAUUCCAGGUAAACCUGGUACACCAAAAAUGGUUACAUCAAGUUCAACUAACAUCGAACUCAAGUGGGAUCCAGCAUACGAUGAUGGUGGUUCCCCAUUAAAGUAAUAUCAGCUCUAUAUGGAUGAAGUAGAGGGAGUAGGUGUUUCUAAUAUAGAGAACUGGGUUCUUAUCUACACAGGCAACGCUCUAACAUUCAAUAAAAACUCAGGCUUGCAAGCCAAGUAUUCUUAUAGAUUUAAGGUUGCAGCAAUAAGUGAACAAAAUUUAUAAAGUGUUUACUCUGAUAUUUCAGAGUACAUAGCAGCAUCAUUACCACCUACAAUCACAUUCCCAAGUGAACCAUUUCCAGAAAAGACAAAAACAAGCAUCAAGGUAACAUGGAACUAGCCCACAAUUGUUUUACUCACAUAGCUUGCUAUAAGUUCUUAUAGAGUAUAUUGGGAUGAAGGAUAUAGAUCUUCAGGAGACUUCACUCUUCUGGCAGAGAUUAAUUCAUAUAAUUAGAACUUCUAUACUGCUAUAAAUCUCCCAAUAGGAACUCUUUUCAGAUUCUAAGUAACAGCCGUGAAUGAUGUUGGAGAAGGUGCAUUAUCAGUAGAAGUGUCUUCUUACUCAAUGUCAAAGCCAGGAACUCCAUUAAUCCCAAAAGUAGUUUCCUCUAAUAUGGCUUCUGUUUCUACAGCAACAAUAGUACUUAGCUGGAACCCAUUACUUGAGACAGGUGGUGUGCCUCUAACUGGCUAUAAGCUCUAUCAAAAGAGAUUUAGUACUGGAGUUCAAUCUCUUGCAUAUGAUGGCACAAGCAAUCCACAAAUAGUUCAAGCCACAAUUACAGCGUUAGUGCUAAAUGAGGACUAUCAAUUUUGGGUUACUGGAUUGAAUCCAUCAGAAGGGCCUGCAAGUGAUAUUCUAACUGCAAGAGCUGCUGGUUUACCUCUCGCACCUGGUGCUAUCACUGAAGUUUCAAAUUCAAGAACUGGAACAAGCAUUGGCCUCAACUGGAUUGCCCCUUCAAGUGAUGGAGGUUCUUCAAUAAUCUCCUACACAAUGGUUAAGGUAACAGACAACCAAGAUGAUUUAGUUGUAUACUUUGGCUCUCAGUUGACAACAGUUAUCACUGACCUAAGUCCAGGAGAGGAAUACACAUUUAAAAUUAAGGCCACUAACUUGGUUGGCGAUGGUCCAUGGUCCAAUUUAUAUCUCUUCUUAAUAGUUGAUAGGCCAAGUGAACCUCUUAAUUUAGUUAUCAAUUCAUAUGAUAACACCUAUGUAACUUUCAGUUGGGAGCAGCCUGUGUAUAAUGGAGGCUAAGCAUUAAAUGGAUUCAAGAUAUAUAGGCAAGAUUGCUCAGACUCAGAUAAUGAUCCAAUACUGUUAACAACAGUUUCAGCUUCUUAGUUUUAAUAUACUGAUUCGUCAGUCGAUGGAGGUCAGCUAUACUGCUAUACUCUAACUGCAUAUAAUUCACUUGGUGGAGAGAGUGAUCCAAGCAUCCAUCUUUAAGUUCAACCAAUCACAAUUCCUUCAGGUCUGACUGCACCCACUCUUGUUACUAAAACCUUGAAUUCAUUAACAGUUCAAUGGCUUGCUCCUAUAUCUGACGGAGAUUCAGAGGUUCAAAGAUACAUUCUAUAUAUAAAGGCUGAGUUUGAGUCACAAUACAAAGAGAUCUAUUCAGGUAAAAGUACAAGCUACACAGCAACUCUGCUUAACUCAGGAUUCAAUUACUAGUUCAAGGUUAGAGCAGUGAAUAGUGCAGGAAUGAGUGCUUUGAGCUCAGCUUCCACAACAUUGAUCACAGCACUUGCCCCAUCUGUUCCAUUGAAUCUCGACCUAGUUAUGCGAAGUGACACCUAAAUCACAUUCAAAUGGGAUGCCCCAUUAAGUAAUGGAGGUCUAUCACUUCAGGGAUAUAAAAUAUACAUGGCUAUAGGAAGUGGUUCAUACUCUGAGAUCACAACUGCUCCUGCAAAAUCAAACCCUACAAUUAACCAGCAUACUUAAUCAUCAGGUAUAACUAGCGGCCAAUCAUACAAGUUUAAAAUAUCAGCAUUUAAUGCUAUUGGAGAGAGUCUUUAAACUGAUUACAUUUACAUUAUAGCUUCAGAUUUACCUGAAGCCCCAGUCAAUGCUCCAAUUAUUCUAACAUUGACUUAAACUUCUGUUACGAUUAAACUUACAGCCAUUCCAAUCAUAGAUAAUGGAGGCUCUCCUAUUACAGGCUAUCUAGUUAUGAUUGAUGAUGGUCUUGGAGGAAGCUUUACUUAGAUCCAAGAUUCACUUAAUACCGAAAUCACUAUCAGCAAUCUUAAAAGUGGAAGAACAUAUCGAAUUAAGUAUGCAGGAAGAAACAUAGUUUAUGAUUAGAACAAUAUGUUUGAUUGCGACUCUAUUCGCUUCAGUCCAAGUGCUUAAGCACUUACUGCCAUCAGCCCUUCAACUCCACUAAAUUUAAGAAAGAGUUCAACUUUAAGGUAUAAGGACUAGAUUGUGGUUCUAUGGGAUGCACCCAAAACUAAUGGAGGUUCACCACUAAUUUCAUAUACCUUAGGCAUUUAUGAUAUGACGAAUUUGUUAGAAACACCUGUAAUAUUAUCCUCUUCUGCAAUGAGUUAUACAUUUACUGGACUUAUACCAGGAAGUCAAUACUUAAUUAGAAUUAAAUGCACUAACUUAGUUGGAAGUUCAGAAUGGUCUGAGUAGAUUAUAACAUAUGCAGGUAUUGAACCUGUAAGACCAGGUCUUAUCACCUUUGCUAGCUCAACUAGAAAUACCUUAGCAGUAUCAUGGAGUUCUCUAAUUGGUGAUGACACUGGUGGUACUUCAUUAUAACCAAUCUCUAUUACAUCAUAUGAUCUUUAUUAGGACAAUGGUUACAAUGGGGACUUCUCAUUAGUGAUCUCUCAAUCCUUGACAACUUACACAGUGAAUUACAUGACUCCAGGCUUGAUGUAUAGAUUCAAAUUAAAGGCAAAGAAUGCGAUUGGCUAUGAAAGCGAUUUCUCUACAAUAUAAUAUAUGAUGAGUGGAACUACACCCUCAUCUCCUGGAGCUCCAAUCUUAAUUGAAGAGUCUUCUGAGUUGAUUCACUUCUACUGGAACGAACCAUUUGAUAAUGGAGGAACAUCAAUUACGUCAUACGAAAUUCAAAUCCUCAGGUAUUCAGACUCUAACCUAAAGUCAGUUGUUGUUAUAAACAGCAAUGAAUAUCAAUUUACAUCUACCGAAGGACUUGUAGCAGGAUAAGAAUACAGAAUUAAGGUAAGAGCUACUAAUUAUAUUACAGAAUACUUCACUCUCACAGGACCUUGGAGUCCAACUAUUACCUUUUACUCGAGUGAGCUACCUCAUACUGUUAGUGGCUUGACCUAUAGUGGACUAUCAAAAACUGGAGUGACCAUUCAAUGGACACUGCACACUUCAGGUGCAGAUAAAGGAUACUCCACAACAGAUCUAGUCUAUAUACUUCAAAUGGAUGACUGUAGAAACGGGGCAUUCUCAACUACAUUAUUGAAGACCACAACUCUCACUUAAUAUGUAAUAUCUAGCAUUACACCAGGAACUAUCUGCAGGUACAGAAUGCAAGUUUAGAAUAUAAUUGGCUUAAGCCCGUAUACUGAUAUCCUAACAGUUCAAUUCGCUUAAGUGCCAAACGCUCCUGAAGCUCCAACCUUUGUUGACAGAUCUGGAGGAGAUACUUCAAUUGGACAAACACCAUACAUUUAGAUUGCUUGGAAUGAACCUUAUGACAAUGGUGGCAUCCCGAUCUUAGGAUACAAAGUAGAAGUGUCAAAGGACUCCAACACUUACUAGGUUCAAUAUGAUGGUUCAACAAACCCUAGCCUUAAAACUUACAAAUUCUAGGGUCUUACUUAAGGUUCAACUUAUAAGUUCAGAGUGUAUGCAAGGAAUGAAAAAGCAUACUCAGUGUAUAGCAAUGAACUCACUGUAAUAGCUGCUACUCUUCCAUUUAAGAUGGACUCACCAACAGUCACAUCUGUAGUAGACACCACCUAGAGUAUUUCUCUACAAUGGACAACUCCAUCAUUAACUGGAGGUUCUGCCAUCACUGGCUACUACCUUUAAAUUAAUAAUGGAUAUAACACUAGUUUUAUUUAGCCAGGAAACCUCAUUAAUGUUGGAACAAACACCUUUACUUAUUCUGGAUUAGUACAAGGCGCAAUGUAUUAAUUCAGAAUAGCAGCAGUUAACAUCUUGUAUACUACCAAUCUCUUCCCUGGUGAUGUUAUUAAUUUCUCUGAUUCUAUCACACAUAUCAUAGCCAAUGUGCCUGGCCAGAUAACUACAUUUGCCCAGUAAAACUUUGAUUAUGAGAAAGCAAAGAACAAACUUAAAUGGUCUGCACCAGCAUUGAAUGGCAGUCCCAUUAAGUAUUAUACAAUUAUCAAAGAUAUUGGAAGUGGAGUUUUCUACAAGAUCUAUCAAGGGACAGACUUAUCUUAUACUGAUGCUAAUUUGAUACCUGGUUAGUCAUACAACUACAAGAUCUAUGCUACCAAUGGAGCUGGCGAUGGUCCUUUGUCAUAAGUCUUAACUUCAAUUGCUGGUUCUUUACCAGUAGUAAUCAGCGUAGUAACAAUCUCAAAGUAAUCUCAAACUGAAUUGAAAAUUGAUUAUCAACCUCCUUCAGAUACUGGCGGUCUAGCCAUAACUUCGUAUAAAAUCAUCUUUGAUAAUAGUGAUUUCAUUUAUCAAGCUGAGGUUGAUAACACUCUUCUGCUUUCGUAUACUAAAUCCAUCUCUCAACCAAACAACGAGGGAAAAUAUUAUAGAUUCAAAGUAGCUGCAGCUAAUAUCCUAGGAAAAGGAUAGUUCAGUGAUGAAGUCUAGUUAAUGGCAGCAAAUCCACCAACAGCACCAGUGCUAACAGCUGUUGAAAGCUCAAGAACACUCACAUCAUUUGAACUUUAAUUUAAGCCUCACUCUGAUAAUGGUGGCUCUCCUAUUAUAGGGUAUGUGCUCUACCGAGAUGAAGGAGUAGAUGGAAGUCCCUUUAGCCUUAUCUAUAAUGGUACAGGAAAACCUGAAGUUAUAUAAAUGGAAGUCACUGGAAUGACAACAGGGCAGACUUAUAAAUUCAGGCUUUAUUCAAGAAAUGCAAUCUAUAUUUCAACAAAUCCUGGGACUUUGUCAGUCCUUGUAGGAACAGUUCCAGAUAAACCCUCUAAGCCAGCUUAUGUAUCAUCAAGUCUUGAUGAUUUAAAAAUAACCGUUUCUUGGAUUGCACCAAGUUACAUAGGAGGUAAUCAAAUCAUAUCAUAUUAUCUAUGGAUUGAUGAUGGUGCUGGAAAUUGGCCAACGAAUCCCUCAAUCACAUAUACAAAUCUGAAUGUACUCAAUUACCCCUUCACAGGUUUAACAGGUGGGAAGACAUAUGGUAUAAGAAUUUAAUCUGUAAACAAUGUUGGAGCAUCCGAUUAUUCUGAUGCCUCAUAUUAUGUAUGUGCAACAAAGCCAAACCCACCUAGCCAACCAACACUUGAAUCAUCUUCUAGAUCUACUAUCACAAUUGCUUGGAAUGCUAUUACUAACGCUAACACAGGCGGGUCUCCUAUCACUGGCUACAGAGUAUAUAUGAAUGAUCUACUUUCUGAUAGAUGGGAGCUUGUCUAUGAUGGUUCUAAUUACCCAUCAACUUUGACCUAUGAGAAAUAAGGAUUAGUAGCAGGAAGAUUUUAUAGAUUCAAAGUCACAGCUCUAAAUUUAGUUGGAGAAAGCAUAGACAGCAAUGUAAAUCAAUUCAUUGCUGCAGAUUACCCUAAUGCACCCUCGCAGCCACAACUUGUCGAUUCCACCUUAACUUCAGUUCAGAUUAGUUGGGAACCACCCUCUGAUAAUGGUGGAGCUACCAUAACAGGAUAUGAAGUCUAAUACAAGAAAUCAAAUUAAGAUGAAACCCAAUGGACAUAAGUUGGAAUUACAGAUAUAAAUACUCUAACCUUAACUCAUAAUGGAAUAACAGGCACUGAUGAUGUUCAAUACAAAGUCAGGGCACUUUCUAAUAAAGGUGAUGGAGCAUUUUCGGUUCGAAACACUUUCAUUCUUGCUUCUACCCCUACUGUAUAAAAUGCUCCUACAAAGGUAAGCUCAUCAAAGCAUUCAAUAACCAUUUAAUGGAGCCUUACUUACAAUGGUGGAUCACCUGUUCUAGGUUAUAAACUCUAUUAAAGUAAUGUAACUACAGGAGGAGAAUAUUUGAUAUAUGAUGGAAGUAGUAUUCCCACAGUGACUAGCUUUACUAUCAAUGGAUUAACUGCAGGCCAUAUUUAUUAAUACAGGGUUAGUGCACUAAACAGAGUUGGUGAUGGAGAAUUUAGUCCUUAUAGUAUUAAGAUUAAAGCAGCCAAUGUGCCCGGAAGACCAGAAGCACCUAAGUAUCUUAGCUCUACAAGCAAAAAGAUCACAAUCGGAUGGACUGAUGUAGAAGAUAAUGGAGGUUCCUUGAUAUUAUACUAUCAGAUCUAUACUGAUGAUGGAAGUCUCUCCACUUCAUUAUUCAAGCAUUUAGAGUAAACUACUGAGUUGACAUACACUCUUGAUGCAAAUGUCUUUACUAAUUAUACUACUAGUAGUCUAUAUAGAUUUAAAAUCACAGCUGUGAAUGAGAUUGGAGAAAGUCUGCCAAGUAAUGAAGUAAGAAUAGCAUUAGCUGGCUUACCACUUGCCCCUAAUAAGCCAAUGAGAGAUAUCACUAAAUCAACCCUCACUUCUCUCUAUAUCUAUUGGGAUGCAUUAGUUUCUGCAGAUAUUCAGGUCGAUGGUUAUAUUCUGUAUAUGAGUGAAAAGGGAUCUGGAGUGUUUAAAGUUAUCUAUGACGGUUCAUUGAAUUCUGAUACUAGGUCAUUUAAUGUGACUGGACUUCAAACAGGAAAAUCAUAUUCCUUCUAAGUUCAAGCAAAUAACUACAAUGGCAAAGGCCCAUUUUCGGUUGAAUUACAAGCUUUGGUUUGUCUAGCCCCAACAUUUAUCUCAGAGCCUAAAUAUAUCUCCUCAACAAAGACAAGUAUAUUUGUUGGCUGGAAUCCUCCAGAUUAUGAUGGAGGUUGCCCAAUAUAUACCUAUGAAUUGUAUAUUAAUGCUGGAGAUGGAACUAAUCCUACCACUCUAGUUGAUGAUAAUAACAUUAGAGGAAAGCCUUACUUGAAUAGUUACAAUGUUCCAACCUUAGAUUAACUAGGGUUGCCAUACAAAUUCAAGAUUAGAGCAUACAAUGAUAUAUCAUAUGUUGAAAGUGCAGUCUCAUCAAUUAUUCUAGCUGCAGUACCUGACAAACCAUCAACAAUUGUCUAGCAAAUUUACUAAGAAUCAAGUGGCACUCAAAUAAAAUUAAGUUACGCUGCAUUCACAACUGGAAUGGCUGGAGGAAGUCCUAUAACAGGCUAUGACUUAUGGAGAGAUGAUGGCAAGAAUGGUGAUUUCUUCAGGAUAUAUUCAGUAGACAAUGUUUUAGCACUUUAAUACCUAGAUUACAAUGUUAUUAGAGGAAGGACAUAUAGAUACUAGUACAGAGCUAGAAAUGUAAAUGGAUGGGGAGAGUUUUCUAAUUCCGGUUAUCUACAUGCUUCUGAUGUCCCAUCUAAACCAGAUGCCCCUAAUGUCCUUGAUGUUACCAAUACAUAUAUUUCAUUAGAACUUUAUUCUCCAAUUGAUUAAGGUGGCUCAGAGAUUACUAGUUACUAACUUGAGAUGGAUCAAGGAAAUCUUAACACUUUAUUCAUACCAGUAGCAUCGUAUAGUGGUAACUAACUAAGUGCUGUGAUUAUUACAAGUGACGGUCUCAUUGUGGGAAAGAUUUAUUCAUUCAGAUUCAGAGCAAGGAAUGUUAUUGGUUUCUCUGAAUACUCAGAUAUACUAAGAGUUGCUUUUGGAGCAAAAGUUCUACCCCCAACAACAGUUUCACAAGAUUUGACUAAAACUGGCUCAUCUUACAUAACUAUUAAAUGGUCAAGAGUCGCUGAUGCAGAUCUAGUAACUUUAGGCUACAUAGUCUAGUUGCUAGAAGGAAAUAAAUGGAAUACAGUCUAUGAUGCUAGGUACAACCAAGAUGCACUAAGUUUUACACUAUAUGGCCUGACAACAGGAUAGCAAUAUAAAUUAAGAGUCUUUGGUGUUAACUUCAAUGGUUUAAGCAAUCCAAGCAACAUAAUCAGUGUCUAUGCAUGUGGAGUUCCUACAGACUUUGCAGCACCUGAAUUUAUUCAAUCAGAUCAAACAUCAAUAAAAAUAAAAUGGGCUGCUCCUUAAAACAAUGGGGGAUGUGAAGUGUAUGACUAUGCAGUGUACAGAGAUGAAAAUGGAUCAGGUACAACAUUUACUGAAGUAAAUCCAGCUCCAACAUAUGUCAGAAAUGAUCCAUAUACUUUCACAUUCACUUGCACUUCCUUCCCUGUAUCUGCAAUAGUAGGCAGUAAAUUCAGAUUCAAGGUAAUAGCCUAUAAUAUUCAAGGCUCAGUUGAAAGUCAGAUAUCAGCACCAAUGACGCUAGCAAGCGUUCCAGGUACUCCUUUAUUAGGUCCAGUUUCUGACAGCACCAUAACAAAUGCUUUCCAAAUCAAAGUGACUUACAAUCAGAUUACUGAUAAUGGAGGCUCCCCUAUACUCAGCUAUGAAUUAUAAAUGGGGUCGUUUAUCUUGAAAGAUUUUGUAUCAAUAUCGGGUCUCGAUCCUUAGACUCUAUCUUUGUACUUUGUUGUUACCAAGAAUAUUGAAAAAGGAAAGACUUAUGCAUUCAGAUAUAGAGGUAUAAAUGCAGUAGGUCAUGGAGGUUGGUCUCCUGUUACUCAGAUUAAUGCAGCUACUAUUCCUGAAGCACCACCUAAACCAAUUUAUUAAAGCUCUAAUGAUACAUUUAUUAGUCUUGCAUUUGGACUAAGCUCUAAUAAUGGUGGAAGCAAGAUCAUUAGAUACUAUUUAUAUAGAGAUGGCGGAGAUCUUUCAACCCCUAUAAACAUUCAAGACACUACCUACGAUGGAGUAUCUUCUUCACACAGUAUGCCUGUACCCACAGCUGGAAAGAAAUACAGAAUCUAAUUUGCAGCCUAUAAUUCCUAUGGAGAGUCUUAAAGAUCUUCUACAUUGACUGUAGCUGCAAGUACUUUGCCAGUAGCGCCAACUGCUCCAAUGGUAGAUUGGAUUUAUUCAUCUAAAGUUUCUUUGUACAUUCACUGGACAGCAGUAGCAAAUCCAUCAUCACCAAUUGUAGGUUACAUCUUGGAAAUGGACGAUGGUAAAGGAGGCUAAUUUACCACUGUAUUUGAUGGUUCCUUCUAGCCAGGAGUCUUAAGUUAUUUAAAAACAGGGUUAAUAAAUGGACUUAGGUAUAGUUUCAGGGUCUAUGCAGUAAACUUUAAUGGAAAGUCUAUAGCAAGUCCAGUGAGUUAAUUCUACGCUUGUAGCGCUCCAACUGAUUUCGCGGCUCCUACAGUUUUGUUGCAGUCAACUACAUCUGUAACUAUUCAAUGGCAGUAGCCUGAAGACACUGGUGGCUGUAGAAUAACUGGCUAUGCUGUAUUUAGAGAUGAUGGAUCAAAUGGACCAAUAACAACUGAAGUCAACUUAGAUGAUGAUCCAAGUGUAAGAGGACUACCAAGUUUGAAUACAUUAGUUGUGACUAAUUUUCCAAGCACCACAGACGGUUAUACAUUUAGAUUCUAGAUUAAAGUUUUCACAACUUAGCGAGAUGCUUUUUCUGAUGUUGGAUACAUUACUAAGGCAUCAGUUCCAGGCAAACCUACUGAUAAACCUACUUCAGACAUUACUAUUACUUCAUCAUCUAGAAUUAAAGUUAAUUUCGCAAAUCCAGCUCCUUAUAAUGGAGGCUCUGCAAUUAUUAGUUUUGAAUUAUAAAUGGAUGAUGGUAUGAGUGGGGAUUUUAACUCUAUUGUUGGUUUCUCUAUCAAUUCACUAUUGACUACAUUCACUAUCACUGAGGGUAUAGUAAAGGGCAGAGAGCAUAGAUUCAGAUAUAGAGCUAGAAAUGUUAUUGGCUGGGGUGCUUUCUCAGAUGAAUCCUCUAUUCUAGCAGCAACAAUUCCAUCGCCUCCGCUUAAGCCCCUCUUCAAUGGUUUUAACUAAGCAACCAAUACUCUAAAUAUACUCAUUCAGUAGUCGGAAGAUAAUGGAGGAUCAGUGAUUUAAUACUAUGAACUCCAUGUAGAUCAAGGAGAUAAUUUCCUUUCAACUUUCAGAAAGUUAGCAAGCUAUAAUGGUCUAACAUUCAACUACGGGGCAACAGUUGCUACUGACAGCUUAGUCAUUGGCAAAACAUAUAGAUUCAAGACCAGAUCAAAGAAUGGAAUAGAUUAUUCAGAAUUUAGUGAUGAAUCUUACAUUGCUUUUGGAGGAGUUCCAAAUACACCAGCAACUCCAACAAUCAUUCAAUCAACAGAAACAUCUAUCAAAUUAUAAUGGGUUGCUCCUGCAGCAAGUGAUCUUGAUAUCACAGGAUACAUCUUGAAUAUGGAUGAUGGAAAAAAUGGUGACAUCAAGGCCAUUUUCAUUGGAUACAAUAGACCAGACAUUUUAACAUUUACUGUGGGUGAUUUAACUACAGGGUUGCCAUAUAGAUUUACAGUAUAAGCAAUUAAUGAUAAUGGCAACUCAGCUCAAAGUCCAAUCGCUACGUUUUACUCAUGUCAAGCACCUUCAGGAUUCGGCACUCCAGUUUAUGUGAGAUCAGAUUAGCUAACUAAAAAGAUUCUAAUAGCAUGGACUUUACCAAAGAAUACAGGAGGAUGUGCUAUCUUAGGCUACAAGAUCUAUAUGGAUAAUGGUUAAGGAGGAUCAAUUACAAAUCAAAUUACCUCAAUGGUGUCUAAUGAUCCUAGCAUUUAAAGUCAUGAAGUUAAUCUCACAAUAACAACCCCUGUUGGAGUUGUUGGAAGAAUAUAUAAGUUUAGAAUUGAAGCUAUCAAUAAUGCUGGUUCUGCAUUGACCAGCGCACUUUCAGUUGCUCUAGCAUCUUUACCAGAUCAGCCUUCAACUACACCUUAUGCAGAUCCAGAUGGAACUAAUCAAUACUAGCUAAAGAUUCUUAUCAACACUUUCACUAGUUCCAACAAUGGAGGAAGUGCUAUACUUAACUAUCAGAUUUAAUAUGAUGAUGGGUAUAGAGGUCCUUACACUAGUGUUUAUACUUUGAGUCCUAGUAUUACUGUGGUGUCUGGAAUUGUAAGAGGAAACAUUUACAGAGUAAGGUACAGAGCUCAGAACUUUAAUGGCUGGGGAGAAUGGAGUGCAAUAGGCUAUAUCAGAGCAGCUUCAAAACCAUAUAAGCCUUAAGCACCACUUUAUGUUGAAUCAGAUGUAGACUCUAUCUCACUUUAAUUCAUUCCUCCAGAUGACAAUGGUGGAGCUGUAAUUUAGAACUAUAGACUUAUGAUGGACACAAUUUAAGCAGUACCAAACUUCUAGCAAGUUUACUAUGGAAACUCCUUGAACUAUGUUGUACUUAAGACUACUCACAGUCUGGUAAGUGGGACAACAUACAGAUUCAAGAUAUCAGUAACUAAUCUUUAUGGGGAUUCUGAGUUCUCUGAAGAAACAAGAGCAGCUCUAGGAGCUUUGCCUAGCAAACCAACUGCACCUACUAAGAUUGAGUUGGAGAGUACAACUACAUCUAUUGCUGUGCAAUGGACUAAGUUAAUCCCAGCAGAUGAUGUUCAUAUCACAGGAUAUAGGGUCUAUAUAGAUGAUGGAUUUAAUGGUAACUAUUAGCUAAUAUAUGAUGGUGACAACUAUCCUAAUAUUGCAAAAUACACAGCCCAGAAUUUGACUACAGGUCUCCCUUACAGAUUCUAUGUGAUUGCACUUAAUAUCAAUGGUGAAUCAGAGGGCAGUGACAUAACCACAAUAUAUGCAUGCUUGAAACCUACAGAAGUCCUUACUCCAACAAAAGUUUCAACUACUAAUACAUCCAUCACUAUUUCAUGGUAAGAGCCUUCUACAAAUGGCUGUGCUCUUAAUGGAUUUGAGAUUUACAGAGAUACUGGCAAUACUGAUGCACUAACAGUGAAUGUUGAUCCAUCAAACAUCCAAAACAAGCCAUCUUUAAGACAAUACACGAUUUCAGGGUUAUCUCCAGUAUCAAAGACAUUUAGAUUUAAGAUCAGAGCAUACAACAAUGCAGGGUACACUGACAGUAACCCAUUGAGUGUAGUCUUGUCUGCAGUUCCAGAUCAACCUUUGACUGGACCAUAGUCAGAUGCAUCUGUAACAGAUAGUACACACAUCAAAGUGAAUUAUGGUCCACAACUAUUCUCUGCUAAUGGAGGAAGUGAAAUUACCAGUUAUGAGUUGUAGAUCGACAAUGGCAAGGGAGGAGACUUCUACACUUUGAUAGGUGGAAGUGCUGACUCUCUAGAAACAACUUUCACAAUUGCUAGUGGGAUUCAGAAAGGAGGAUCCUAUAGAUUCAGGUACAGAUCGAAGAAUACUAAUGGAAGGUCUGAAUGGUCUCCAAUCACCUAUAUAAAAGCAGCAACUAUACCAGUGAGACCUCCAGCACCUUAAUUCAAGUCAGCAAAUGCUACUUUCCUAACUUUGAUACUCUCUCAAUCAACUGAUAACAGAGGAAGUGAAAUCACUUAAUACAAGCUCUACAAAAACUCAGGAGGUACCUCUAACAUCUACACAGUAGUUGCAACAUACAGUGUUCAAGAUACAGAAGCAGUUCUUGAGAAAACUCUAUACUCCUUAACAGCUGGAGUAAUCUACAAGUUCAAGUAUCAAGCCAUCAAUGGCUUUGGGCCAUCUGAUCUUAGUGAUGAGGUUGAUGCAGCAGUCUCAAGUUUCCCAAGUUAACCCUCACCCCCUACUAAGGUUGAGAUAGAAUCAGGAGAAACUUUCAUCACAUUGUAAUGGCUUGCUAGUAUUGAUACAGAAUUGCCAGUUAUAGGCUACGUGCUUAAAAUGGAUGAUGGCUAUGGUGGAGACUAUAAAGUUAUAUACAAUGGCAAGAACUAUCCAAAUGUCUUAAGAUAUACAAUGACAGGAGUAACUACUAGUUUAUCUUACAGAUUCACUCUAUCAGCUUUAAACUUCAAUGGUUUUAGUGUUGAAUCUAAUCCAGCAACAUUCAUAAUUUGUGUUAAACCAAAGCAAUUCAGUGUCCCAAAACUGCAAGCAGUGACUAAGACUUCUUAAACUCUAUCUUGGUCUGCACCAAAAUCUAGUGGCGGUUGCUCUAUAACAUCGUAUAGUAUCUUUAAGAAUACUUCUGCGGCUGGAGACUUUGUUGAAGUAGACCCACUUAUUGUCAAUAAUAACCCCUCUCUUAGGUCUUACUCAAUCUCAUUCUUAGUAUCAGAUCUAUCUAAAACUUUCAGAUACUACAUGGAAGCAAAGAAUGUCAUAGGAACUAUUCAAACAGAAAUAGUAUCCUUCGUUUUAGCUGCUGUUCCAGAUAAGCCACCGACAAGUCCUACACUCAAUCUGGACUAGACUACUUCAUUCUAAAUUCAAGUCAAUUACAAUAGUCUCGCUUCUGGCUUGAAUGGGGGUUCAGAGAUUAUAAGUUACGAAAUUUAGAUUUAUAACCUGACUACUUCUCAAUGGGUAUCUAUUAUUGGCAAUGAGAAUUCCUUUUCACUCCAAAAUUCUGUUAUUUACUCAACAGGCAUUCAAAAAGGUAGAACUUAUCAGUUCAGAUACAGAGCGUGGAAUAUUAAUGGUGCUGGAGCUUGGUCAGAUACUUCUUACAUUGCAGCAGCUCAAGCCCCAUUAAGACCUCCUGCUCCACUGUAUGGAUCAUCAUCAAGUACUUAACUUAAUAUGAUAUUUUCUCAGAGUCCAGAUGAUGGAGGCUCUAUUAUAACUAAUUAUGUUUUGGAAAUGUCACCCUACAAGAGUACGUCUUGGUCUCCAGUAUCAACAUAUGAUGGAAGCUCUAUGUCACAUACUCUAAACACAGCUAACGACCCCAUCAUUUCAUAUCAGAGCUAUAGAUUUAGAAUCAAAGCAGUCAAUAUUUAUGGAGAUUCAGAAUACUCAGAAGAAUUACCUGCUGCAAUAGCUCCACUUCCUAGCUAGCCAGCCAAGGUAACUAAAGAUCAAAGUUUUUCAACUGUCUCUUCAAUUAAAGUAUUAUGGGCUUAGCCAACAGAUACAUAGCCAGCCACUGGCUUUUAGCUGUACUUAAUUGAUCAAUAAAGUGAAACAUAGUCAUUAAUAUAUGAUGGCAAAUCUAAUCCAAAUGUGCUAGACUAUCUAUAUUCUAAUCUGACCACAGGUGCAUCUUAUACUUUCUCAGUAGUAGUAUAUAACUUUAAUGGUCCAAGUCCAUAAUCAAUUCCAGCAACAUUCAAAGCUUGUACCGCACCAUCUAAUAUAUCAGCUCCUUAUGCUACUUCAACUACUGAGACAACAAUUGAACUAUAAUGGACCUCUCCAGUAAACACUGGAGGUUGCCCAAUAACAGGCUAUGAAUUAUAUGUAGAUAAUGGUAGCGGUGGAACUCUCUUAAAAGUAGAUGCAGCAACAAUAGAUAAUAAGCCCUACCUUAGAUCGCACUUAUUAACAUUCGAUGGAUCAUUAAGUAGGUUGUACUUUAGAGUUAGUAUACUAGCUAAAAAUGAGAUAGGGUCAAUCAGCAGUUCAUUAACAUCAAUUCUAUUAGCAGAUGUACCUUCAAAGCCAUCAGCAGCACCUGCAGUAGAUCUCUCGAUUACUGAUUCAAACCAAAUAAGAGUAACAUUUACUGAACCUUCAUCUGAUGGUGGCAAUGAUAUAAUUAGUUAUGAAGUAUAGAUUGAUGAUGGCAAAGGAGGAGACUUCUUAAGUCUAGUAGGGUACGAUCAAGAAUACCUAAAGCUUUGGUAUGUUGUUACUUAGAAUAUAACCAAAGGCAUGCUAUACAGAUUCCGAUAUAGAGCAAGAAAUAAUGUAGGUUGGGGUCCUUUCUCUGAUGAAUCAUUUAUCUAGGCUGCCAAUAAGCCUGCAGCACCUCCAGCUCCUUAGUAUAUAGAGAGUGAUGAUACAAGUAUUACUCUAUAAUUUUCUCAAACAUUAGAUGACGGUGGCUCUCCAAUUUUACUUUACAAAUUAUUUGCAGAUGAUGGCAAUGAUUUUACUAGUGGUUAUCAUCAACUCUCACUCUACAAUGGGAAAUCAGGCUAGUACAAAGCAGUGAUUGGAACUGAUGCAGGAAUUUUGCUAGGUAGAAUAUAUAGAUUUGUAUAUGCUGCUAACAAUAUCUUUGGGGAUUCUGAGAAAUCUAAUGAACUUAUAGCAGGAGUCAGUGAUAAACCUCCAGCACCUAGUGAUCCUUUGAAAGACAUUUCUUAGUCAAAUGCUACUUCUAUGUACAUAAGCUGGGGUGCAGUAACCACAGCAAAACUUCCAAUUAAAGGCUAUAUACUCUACAUCGAUGAUGGAUUAAAAGGAGAUUUUAGGGUAGCUUACAAUGGAAGUCUAAAUCCUUAAUAAGUAAAUAUCCUUAUUACAGGGCUUACUUCAGGCAGGACCUAUAGAUUCAAAGUUAGUGCCCUUGAUAUCAAUGGGAUUGGAUACAGCAGUGCAAUAAGAUCUUACAUAUCUUGUGUGCCUCCUUCUGGAAUGGAUGCUCCAGUUUUAGUUUCAGUAACUGAAUCCAUGUUCAAAAUAACUUGGGAUUUACCUAAGCAAGAUGGAGGAUGUCCUAUCACAGGAUAUGCAUUGUACAGAGAUCUAGGAAAUGGUGGACUGAUUGAUACCCCAGUUGAUCCCUUGGUUUUAUUUGAAAAGCCUUAUAUCUUUGAACAUGAGACAACAAUAGGAUCAAGCUAUAGAGGAAAGACAAUCAGAGUCAAAGUUGAGGCAAUCAACUCUUAUGGGUCUUUUCUAAGUCCAGCAGUAUAAUUCGUAAUGGCCAGUGUCCCAGGUAAGCCUGCUCCACCACCUUAAAUAGAUAUUUCGAAUACCACUACAGAGUAAAUCAAGGUUAAUUUUGUUAACAAUAAUGCCGACAAUGGCGGAAGUCCUAUAGUGCUCUUAGAGUUGCAAAUGGAUGAUGGAGAUAACGGAGACUUCUAAACUAUCUUCACAACACAACAGUAAACUACAUUACUUGUUAGAGAUGGGAUUAAGAGAGGAAAUAUCUACAGAUUUAGGUACAGAGUGAGAAAUGUAAAUGGGUGGAGUGAAUACUCAGAGAUUGCAUAUAUUGAAGCUUACUCAGUUCCAGAGGCGCCUCCUGCACCAAUUUUCAAAGAUGCGAGUGCAACUACAAUCACUCUUUAGCUAUAGAAAUCAAGUGAUGAUAAUGGAGCUAGAAUCGUUGAUUAUGAAUUGUGGAUAGAUCAAGGUAAUGAUCUUUUGAGUACAUUUGAUGAAGUUAACUCAUUUAAGUCUGUUGGCUUUGCAACUACUCAUGUUUUAGUUAAAGCUACAGAUAACCUAGGCGCACCAGGAACAAUAUACAGAGUAAAGUUUAGAGCCAAGAACAUUGACAAUCAGUAUUCUGCCUACAGUAAUGAGCUCGUAUUUGCCUUUGGUCCAUUCCCAUCAGCACCAACUAGCAUCAUAAAAGUAGACAGUCUUUCAAAUAGAACAGCAAUAGGAAUUAGAUGGACUAGAGCUACAGGUAAUACUUUACCCAUUCUUGGAUAUCGGCUAUAUGUUGACUCAGGACUAAAUGAUAAUUUCAAGCUAAUCUAUGAUGGAAACAAUAUGCCAGAGGUGUUUGAGCAUGUAUAUCAGUCAACUAAAUUGAAUACCUUUUUAUCCUACAGAUUCUAUGUCACUUCAAUAAACUUCAAUGGUGAGAGUCCUUCAUCCACAAUUAUUUCAGUCAAACCAUGUACUGGCCCUUCUAAUCUUGAUGCACCAAAAGUAAUUGGCAUCACUUAAACUGAAGUAACAAUAACUUGGACAAUGCCAGCAUAAAAUGGGGGAUGUGGAAUCACUGGCUACAAGAUAUAUGUUGAUGAUGGAGACCAGGGAGCAUUUACUGAGUAUGAUCCAAAUGAUGUCAAUGAUAAACCAUUCCUAGAUACUUAUACUAUAGACAUGACUGAUGCAUCAAUCAGUGGAGUGGUUGGCAAGACAUACAGAAUCUAAAUCGGAGCAGAGAAUAAUGUUGAUGAAGUCUUAAGUGAUACAGUGGCUAUUGUUCUAGCAAGUGUGCCAUCUAAACCAAAUCCCCCUACAAGCCUCUCAGAUGGCUCAUAUAUUGAUGUAGUAAUGGCUCCUCCUUCGUCUGAUGGAGGCAUACCAAUCAUUUCCUAUCAACUUUAAAUCUUAUUUUCGGAUAAGGAAGGAUGGACCACAGUAUAAGGAGCAGAUGAAAAUAAUCUAUAGCUAACCUAUACAGUUCAAAGGUAGCUAAAUUAGGGUUCUAGAAUUCAAGCAAAAUAUAGAUGUAAAAAUGAAAACGGUUGGUCAGAAUUCAGUCUUAAUGCCUACCUAUUAGUAGCAGGAGUUCCAGACCAGCCACCAAGGCCUGAAUAUGUCUCUUCAAAUGCAAAUUCGAUCACCUUAAGAAUAAUCCCAGUAAUAGAUAACAAUGGAGCAACAGUUGAUUACUAUUAACUAUUCAGAGAUGCCGGAGAUUAUUCAAGUAAUGUUAACAUUCCUAUGCUAGGUUAUGACGGAUUAAGUGCGACAUUUACUGAGAGUAGUUUGAUAUCAGGAAGGAAGUAUAGAUUUGUUACAAGAGCGAAGAAUACAGUUGGAUACUCACUUUAUAGCUUUCAAGCAAUCAUAGUAGCUGCUUCUUUACCCAAUGCACCAACACUAAUUACAAAGAACUCUUAGAAAUCUAACAAAACUUCAAUCACAGUUUAAUGGUCUAAAGUUCCAGACACUGAAACAGAAACUUCUGGCUAUAUUCUUAAAAUGGCUGAAUUUGGAAGUCUUGAGUUCUAGACAGUCUACGAGGGAAGAAACAGACCUCAGACUCUUGAGAGAACAAUCACUAACCUUGUCACAGGAGGUAUAUAUAUCUUCAAGCUUAUUGCAUUGAAUUUCAAUGGCUAAUCACUAGAAAGCGAUGAAUUCCCUUUCAAUUCUUGCAAUGCCCCAUAAAAUUUUGAUGCACCUUAGAGAUUGGCUUCUACUGCGACCAAUAUUACUGUUGGAUGGCACAAACCAGCUGAUGAUGGAGGAUGCCCAGUACUAGGAUAUGCAGUUUACAGAGACGAUGGAAAUGGAGGGACAGUUACCAAAGAAGUAAAUUUAGAUUCAGAUCCUGCAGUUAGACUCAUUCCUACUAUGAGAUCGUUAGUUGUCACUAAUUUUGUUGGUUCAACUGGGCUUCGAUUUAGAUUUAUGAUUAGAGUUUUCAACAGAGAAGGUUCAACUGAUUCAAACUUUGGAUCAAUCAUAUUGGCGGGAGCUCCAAUAACUCCUUCACUUCCUCCUCAACUAAUCAAAGAAUUGACAGAUGAUACAUAGAUAACAGUAACAUUGCCUCUAAUAGAUGAUGCCAACAAUGGAAACAGUGCUAUCAUUUCUUAUGAACUUUAAAUAGAUGAUGGAGAAGGCGGUCCAUAUACUUCUGUUGGAGGAUUUAGCCCUUCAUCACUUAUUACUUAGUACACAAUCAAUUCAUAAUAGAGUGACUUAAUUGACAUUAUAAGAGGCAGGACUUAUAGACUUAUAUACAGAACAUAAAAUGGAGCAGGAUGGAGCAAUUUCUCUGAAUCUUUAUAUGCAUUGGCAGCAACUUAUCCAUCUGCACCUCCAGCUCCAACACUAAUGAGUGCUACAAAUGAAUCGAUUCAAUUAUAGUUCUAUCAAUCCCCUGAUAAUGGAGGAAGCAAAAUCCUUGUGUAUGAAUUGCACAUCGAUAAUGGUACCCUUGGAUCAACAUUCGAUAAAGUCACAACUUAUGAUGGUACCUCGACGACACAUACUCUAACAUUUCUAGAUAAUGGAAUAGCCUCAGGGACAAUAUACACCUUUAAGUAUAGAUCAAAAAAUAUCAUUGAUUACUCGUAGUUCUCAGAAGAAGUUAGAUAUGCCGCAGCAUCUCCUCCAUCUAAGCCAAAUAAACCUAGUAAGGAUCUAUCUUAGUCAUCAAAAGAAGCAAUUACAGUAUUAUGGUAAUAAUCAGCAAAUACAUAGGUUCCUAUUUAGGGAUAUAAACUUUAUAUGAGCAAUGGAACAGGUGUCUAUUUCUUGAAAUACAAUGGAGAACUUAAUCCACUCUAGAGAUCAUUCUCAGUCAGUCCACUUUUAACUGGAUAUCAAUAUCAAUUCAAAGUUUCAGCAGUGAAUUUCAAUGGAGAAUCUGUACUUAGUGAUACUCUAACAGUAUAUUCCUGUAUUGCUCCGAGCUAACCGAAAUUGCCUGUUAGAACAGGAGGUACUUCCACAACUUUGACUUUAAGUUGGACUGCUCCUUCUGAUGACGGAGGUUGCCCCAUUACAGGCUAUAGACUAUUUAGAGAUAUAGGGAACAAUGGAGCAAUAUCGACAGAAGUUGAUGCCUCAAGCAUUAAUUCAAAACCUUUCCUGAAUAGAUAUACUAUUACAUUCCCAUCAACAGAUAAGGGCAAAGUUUUUAGAUUCUAACUAGAAGUGGACAAUAUCGAAUAUUCAUCACUUUCUAAUAUUGCUGCAUUCAUUAUUGCAGAUAUUCCAAGUAAGCCUUUUAGUUCACCUUAAGUUAAUCGAGAUGAAUCUGAUGGAACUAAAUUGAAGCUGACCAUUCUUGAACUGAAUAGCACUUACAAUGGGGGAACUGAAAUUAUUGGAUACUAAAUUCAGAUCGAUGAUGGAAACAACGGUUUAUUUAAAACUGUGCUAGGUUAAAGUGAAAAUACUCUUGACACCGAAGUCAUAGUCUCAGAUGGAAUAAUAAAAGGAAAAAUAUAUAGAGCUAAAUAUAGAGCAAUUAACUCCAUUGGAAGUGGGCCAUGGAGUGAUGUAUCAUAUAUAUCAGCAUCUACUGUCCCAUUGGCGCCUCCAAGACCAGAGGUGUAAUCUGUUGAUGAAACUCAGGUUAAAUUAAAUCUUCGCGAAACUGUUGAUGAUGGAGGUAGUAGUAUAUCGAGAUACAUACUCUAUGUUAAUUAAGGCUCAGAUGGAUCUAAUUUCUUUAAGGUAACCACUUAUGAUGGAAGUAGUUUGACAAUGACUAUAAGUGUUGGUAAUGUUUUCUCUACUAAUACUAUACAAACUGGAUUGAUAUACACUUUUAAAUAUGUAGCAGAGAACUCAGUGGGCGUAAGCGAGGAUUCUAAUCAACUUUAAGUUGCAAUUGCUAGAAAGCCAAACACACCUGCAUAACCUACUUUUGAUCCAUUAAGAUCUAAUAGAACUUCAAUAACAAUUUAAUGGUUAUUAGGAACUUCAGUUGAUACUCCAGUCACAGGAUAUAGAUUGUAUUCAGAUUUAGGUAAAAAUGGAGACUACUUUUUGAUCUAUGAUGGAGAUGGUAAUAUUAACAAACUUAGUUACACUCAUUCAAAUCUAACAUCAGGUUCGCUAUACACUUACAAAGUAGAGGUCUUAAAUUUUAAUGGUCCUUCAUCUUUAUCAGCAUCUAAUUCAAGAUCAGCUUGUGAUGUCCCCUCUAAUUUUAAGAGCAUUAAUCUAAGAAGUACAAAUGAUACUGAUAUAGUAGUUGGAUGGAGAUAGCCACUAGAUGAUGGAGGAUGUACAAUACAAUCCUAUCAAGUCUCUAUAGAUGAUGGAUAGAAUGGAAAUUUCAAUCUUCUAUCAUCUACUAUAGGCCCAUCAACAUUUAGAUAUACCAUUUCAAUAGCACUGACACUAGGUUAUAGAUACAGAAUUUAAGUUUCAGCUAAAAACGAUGUAGGAUCAGUAAUCGGCAAUGUGAUUACAGCUGUAGCAGCAAAUAUUCCAAGCACACCUAGUGCAGCUCCUAAUUAUAAUAAAGAUGAAACCAAUAGCACUUAAAUAAGAGUGAAAUACAAUGUAGUAGCAUAAAAUGGAGGAACUCCUAUUAUUUCAUACCAUCUUCAAAGGACUUCAGCAGAUGGCACAGGUUUCUUUGAUGUUAUUGGAAGCUACUAAAACCUUUCACUAGCAAAUGAAUUUACCGUAACUGGGUUGGAAUUUGGAAAGGUUUACAGAUUUAGAUACAGAGCAAUCAAUGCAGUUGGUGAAUCAUAAUGGAGUCCAAUAGGAUAUUUGAUUCCAGCUUCUGUUCCAAAUAGACCUGGUGCUCCAUAAUAUGAUAGUUCAACAAACAAUGAGAUCAAGUUGGACUUAUUCAGAAGUGAGAAUGACGGAGGUUCUGAAAUAACAAAUUAUGAGUUGUGGAUUGAUUAGGGUUCUCUUAGCUCAACUUUUUCUAAGCUUUCAACCUACGUUUUUGCCACUCAUGGCUUUUCAUUUACUGUAGAUAAAACAGCGAAUUUAUUAACUCAAGGAUUAAAGUAUAGAUUCUAUUACAGAGCUUAAAAUUUCAUGGGCUUUUCUGAGGAGAGUGAUACUGUAAGAAUUGGACUAGGACCUCUCCCAUCAAAACCAGGAAGCCCAACUAGAGCAUCAGUUGGUAACUCAGACUCUUCAAUAGGAAUCACAUGGAUAGGUCUUACUUCUUAAACAUUAGAAGUAUAGAACUAUAACUUAUACAUGGAUGAUGGCAAUGGAGUAUUAUUUACUCUAGUGUAUUAAGGAGUGCUUACUUCUACUGUGAUAUACAACCUUACUGCUGGGAUAGAAUACUCAUUCAAAGUAUCUGCUGUAAACUUUAAUGGUGAGGGAUUAUAGAGUGAUAUAGCAAAGAUUAAGAGCUGUAUUGCCCCUUCCCUAGUAAGAGCUCCUUAAUUGAUAGAAUCUACUGCAACUACUGUAACUCUAAGAUGGACUUAGCCUUUAUAAACAGGAGGAUGUCCAGUAAAAUCUUAUGCUGUGUUUAGAGAUGAUGGAGAUGAUGGUGGUUUUACAGAGAACAUGGAUGAAGCUAAUGUCAAAGAUAGACCAUAUCUUUUUGAACAUCCUUUUACUCUACCAGGAGCACUGACAGGGUUGCCAGUGAGAUUCAAACUUAGAGCAACUAAUGAGAUAGGCUCAACAUUUAGUUAUGACUUCUUGACAGCAAUAUUAGCUGGUAUUCCUCCAGAUCCACUAACAGGACCUUAAGAUGAUCCCACAGUAACCUCUUCAAGUGUAAUCAAAAUCACAAUUCCUAUUGCUGCUGAUGAUGGGGGAUCUACCAUAAUCUCAUACAAUCUUUUAAUGGAUGAUGGUCGUAAUGGAGAAUUUAUUUCAAUUUCUGGAGGAAAUGAUUUAGUUCCUAACAUGCAGAGAAUUUUUACACUUACCAAUGGAAUUUAUAAAGGUCUUACUUACAGAUUCAAGCAUAGAGUAAGAAAUUAGAUUGGAUGGUCGGAUUUCUCACCAGUUACUUAUAUACUCGCCGCUUCUCCACCAUCAAAACCAGGAACACCUAUAUAUGAUACAAGUUCAAGUUCAUCAAUCAAACUUAAAUUUUCUGAGCCAUUAGACAAUGGAGGAUCAUUAAUAACUUCCUAUGUCUUAGAGAUCAAUGAUGGAGCAGGAUAUGACCCUGUAUCAACAUAUACCUCAAACUUAAUGAGUCAUACAAUGACUACUCUUGCUGAUGGGCUUGUUGCUGGUAAAAAGUAUUACUUCAGAAUGAAAGCUAUCAAUAUAAAGGGUCCAUCAGAGUACUCAAAUGAGAUAGUUGUUGCUUGUGAUUCACUACCAAAUGCGCCAGCUGCAAUUUCCAAAUUAUUGACUAAGAGUACGAUCACAUCAAUAUUCCUUCAAUGGACUCAAGUGGCUGAUACUUAUAUACCAGUCAGUGGAUACAAACUAUUUAUGGAUGAAGGCAAUAAUGGAAAUUACAAACUUAUUUACAAUGGUUAAGGAUAUCCAGGAGUACUUACUUACAAUGCAGUAGGACUUUAGUCAGGAUAAUCAUAUAGAUUCAUAGUAAGAGCAAUUAAUUUCAAUGGAGAAAGUGAAGACUCCACUGAAUAUGUUUUCUUUAGUUGCUUACCACCCUCUGAUCUCGAUCCACCUCAAUAUGUAACAUCAACUGAAACUGAAUUUACAAUCAAAUGGAAUCCCCCUCAUUAGCUAAAUGGCUGUCCAUUAAGUAAGUUCAAGCUUUAUAGGGAUCUUGGCACUACUAUCUCAACAAUUACCAAUCUUGUAGAUGAAUAUGAACCAUAGAUCUAUUAAGAUGAAGUAACUCUCUCAUCAUCAGAUAAAACAAAGCCAUUUAGAUUCAUUAUAGAAGCUUUUAACAGCGCUGGAUCUAUUCAAUCUGGGAUCGCCACUUAUAUCCUAGCCUAAGUACCUGAUUAACCAGCAGCUCCCACUAAUGAUCCUACAGUCACGAAUGAUUCCAGAAUCAAAGUCUUAUUUGGAACAGUACUUCCUGACAAUAGAGGAUCAAGCAUCAUUGGAAUAUAACUAUAAGUAGAUGAUGGUCUUGGAGGUUAAUUUACAACUAUAGUUGGUGCUUAGGUUGAUACACUAUAAACCUCUUUAACUCUAAAUGAGAAUAUUGUAAAAGGAAGAACAUAUAGAUUCUAAUAUAGAUGCAAAAACAUCAAUGGGUGGAGUGAAUGGUCUGACAUAACAUACAUUCAAGCUGCUAUAUCUCCAACAUAACCAUUAGCUCCAACUCUUAUUGAGGCUACAUUAGAUUAAAUAGAAUUACAGUUUUACAAACCAAUUGAUAACGGAGGCAGUGAGAUUACUAAGUAUGAAUUGUACAUUAAUGAUGGCAAUAUUGCUAAUGAGCCUACUACAAAGUUAAGUGGCUAUACAAACAAUGGAAUGUCAUAUAUAGUCUAUAGAGUAGCCAAUUCUCUAUCUUCAGGCAAGAUUUAUAAGUUUGCAUUUGUCGCCUAUAAUGCUCUUGGAAAUUCUAUCAAGUCUCCAAUACCUAUGUUUGCCUUAGCGGAUCAACCAUAGCCUCCUGGCUAGCCUUCUUCUUUGACAUCAUUUACAAAUCAAUAUUAGAUUGGAGUUACCUGGGCUCUUGCAACUGAUACUUAAAGUCCUGGUGGAAAAAUAACUGGGUAUUAACUCUACAUGCUUGAUCCAGCCUAUGGACUUUACAAAAUGGUAUAUGAUGGAGCAAAUGGAUUCCCGAAUGUCAACAGCUUCAUCACUAGAAAUAAUAUUACAACUGGCAUACCAUACAGAUUUAAAGUUAGAGCAUCAUAUCAAAAUGGAUUUACAGAUUUUAGCAGUGAAAAAGUCAUCUACACUUGUGUGACUCCAUCUGAUCUGCCAGUUCCCAAGUUCGUGUCAGGAACAAGCACUUCAAUUACCAUGAGUUGGACUUAGCCAAGAUUGAAUGGAGGAUGCCCUAUUCUCGGAUUUGGCUUGCAUAUCAAUGAUGGAAAUGGUGGUACUACAUUUACAGAGAUAGAUUCAUCUGCAGUUAGAGGAAAACCUGAAUUCACAUAGCAUAUGACAACGACCUUCCCUCUAUCCAGUUUAGGCAAAACCUUCAAGUUUAAAAUAGAAGCUUACAAUGUUAUUGGCAGUGUCUUUAGUGACUCAGUAGGAUUCGUUCUAGCAGAUAAACCAGACGAUCCAACAGUAGCACCUUUCACAGACCCCUCAAUCACAAACAUUGAUAGAAUCAAGAUUGAUAUAACUCCUCUUACAGUAAAUGGUGGCACACCAAUUCUAAGUUAUUCUCUUGAGAUUGAUGAUGGAAUGGGUGGAGAACUAAAACCUGUCUAUGGAUAUGACACCAAUUCCUUGUCAACUUCUUAUACAUUUACAAAUGGAGUCAAGCGAAGUAUGGUAUUCAGAGCUAGGUACAGGGCAAGAAACGUGAUCGCAUGGACUGAAUACUCACCAAUAGGAUACAUCAAGGCUGCAAGAGUACCUGACGCCCCAGAGUAGCCAACAUUCAUAGAAGCAACCUCUACUACAAUGAAAAUAGCUUUAUGGACUAGCAAAGAUAAUGGAGGAGAUACAAUUACUAAGUAUGAAUUAUACAGAGAUGAUGGACUAAUGGGAGCGCCUACACUUGUAGCAGCAUAUUAAACAGCUUAGCAAUAUACUCUUGAUCAGAGUAUUAUCACUGCCUUAGUAACAGGAAGGAUCUACAGAUUUUUUACAAAAGCAUACAAUUUAAUCGGAAUAGGUUACUCUGAGGAAUCCCCUAUACUUUCAGUUGCAAUGACUAGUCUUCCAGAUUAAGCUAGCAUGCCAAAUAGAAUUGAUGCUCUAACUAAUACAACAUCAAUUGCAAUUGAAUGGACUCUAAAUACAGAUAGAGAUUUACCUGGAGGAGUCAUUAAGGGCUACAAAGUUUUUAUGGAUAAUGGAUUGAAUGGAGAUAUUGUUGAAAUAUUCUAUGGUCAAAAUGUAGCUACAUUUAGUCAAUACAUUGUCUACGGUUUAGUGCCCUCAAGACCCUAUAGAUUCAGAAUACAAGCAGAGAAUUUCAAUGGUUUUGGAGAUUUAUCAAACAUCUAAAUCAUUUAUACUUGUGUCAAGCCAUCACUGCUUUAAUCUCCAAGCUUUGUCGAAAGCACUUCAAUCUCAAUGACUUUGUCUUGGAUGGCACCAUUAAUAGAUGGAGGUUGCCCUAUAACAAGCUAUGCACUUUUCAAAGACGAUGGUCUCACUGGAAUCCCUUCCAUUGAAGUAAAUACUAAUAAUGAUCCUGAUGUGAGAGGUAUUCCAACACUUAGAGAAAAAAGCGUAGAUAUGGAUUCAGCAGAUCUUGGCAAGUAGUUCACUUUCGAACUUAGAGCAUAUAAUAGAGAGGGAUUUGUUUCAGCUAAACUAGUUUAAUUACUAUUUGCUACUAUUCCUCCAGCACCAGCUGCAGCACCCACUAUAGUACAAACUACAGCAAGUUCUAUUACUGUCUAAUACAUCACUGUGCUCAAUGGUGGUAGUCCUAUCAUUUCAUACCAAUUGUAGUAUGCUGAAGCAUUUGAUGGCUCUUGGAUAACUGUCAAUGGCUUUGAUAAUCUCUCUCUUAGAACUCUAUUUACAGUUGGAAAUCUAACCAAAGGAGUUCAAUACAAGUUUUAAUUCAGGGUUAGAAACUCUGUUGGAUGGAGUGAUUACUCUCCAGCUGUCUUGAGAGUUGCAGGAGAAGUUCCGAAAUAGCUUAAGCCAAUUAUUUACAGUUCAUCUUCUCCUACUAGUAUCACUGUUAAUCUAGACCCCAGUGUUGAUGAUGGAGGUUCACCAAUUAUCUCUUACACAAUAGAGAUGCUUAAAGAAUCAGAUGCCACUCCAGCAUUUGUUUCCCAAAAGGUAUUCACUGUAAUACCUUACACUCACACUUUUACAUCUGUUAAUGAUGGCCUGGUAGAUGGUGGAAUAUAUAGAUUUAGAUGGUAUGCAAAGAAUCAAUUUGGAGAUGGCCCAUACUCAAAUGAGUUGAGAUCAGCAGCUGUUAAUAAGUUCACUAAGUCGACACUAUUAAGCAAGAACUCAUAACUAAGUACUAGAACUAGCAUCAGUGCUUCAUGGCUAGGUGUGACAUAAGGAACUUUACCUGGAGGAGAUAUACUUGGUUAUGCAUUGACUGUUGAGGAUACCAUUACAGGUGUCGAGUGGGUUGCUUAUGAUGGAGUUGCUCAAUCUCUCCCAGACAAAACUUCAUUCACUGUCAACAACUUAGUCCACUCUAGAGAAUACAAAUUCUUUGUGACUGCUUACAAUCUUAAUGGCGCUGGAGAUAAAUCAGAUAACUAUUACUUCUACUCUUGCAUACCUCCAUAGAAAUUUGCAGCUCCUUAUAGGCAUUCUUCAACUUAAACAAGUAUUACAAUUUAAUGGACACCACCUAUUGAAGAUGGAGGCUGUGACAUUAUUGGUUAUGCAGUAUUCAUGAAUGAUGGAACAUUGUCAAAUACAUACUCAGAGGUUAACCUUGUCAACGAUACUAAUGUGAGGAAUCAACCAGGCUUAAAUCAAUUUUAAAUCACUGCAUUCACAUUAGGCUAAGCUGGUUCUAAUUUCAAGAUAUAUGUAAGAGUUUAUACCAAGGAGACUUCAUUUGAUUCAGAUGUAGCAACUAUUACAUUAGCGGAUGUACCUUUAAAGCCAUCACUUUCUCCCUCAAUAAUUCAAAGUUAAUCAACUGCAACCAAGCUUGUAAUUUCAUAUCCAGCUUUUCCUUCUACAUCUAAUGGAGGUUCAGUUAUUCUAUCUUAUAGUUUAGAGAUGGAUGAUGGAAAUGGUGGAGCAUUCAAUCCUCUUAUAGGACAUCUGUCAUAUUAAAUGGCAACUGAAAUGACUAUACAAUAAGGAGUACAAAGAGGAGUGACUUAUAGGUUCAGAUAUCGAGCAUUGAACAAAUAUGGAUGGGGUGCUUACUCAGACAUUAGCUAUAUUCUAGCAGCUUAAGUUCCAGCUAAACCUAAGAUUCCAAUCUUCAAAUCUGCAACUGACACUUCUAUAUCUAUUGAACUUGAUUUGAAUGUGAAUAAUGGUGGGACACCUAUAACUCUUUAUGACUUAGAAAUUGACGAUGGUACUUUGAAUGGACCAUUUUCUCCUGUUUCUGGCUACUUAUAAACUAGCCAGGUCACUAUUCAAAAAGUAGAUCAGGGCUUAACUACAGGAUUGAUUUACAAAAUUAGAUUCAGAGCAAAUAAUUUAAUAGGUGAAGGUGAAUAUUCUAAUACACUUUAAGUCUCAUUAAAUGAUAUCCCUGCUACUCCCCUAAUUCCAUCUAGAAGUGAGGAUGGUACUACUAAGACUUAAAUUGCAGUAAAAUGGACAGCAGUUGCUGAUGGAGCAGGAAUAGGUGGGGAGAUCACAGGAUAUAGGCUAUAUAUUGCAAAAGGCCUAACUGGAUCAUACUCUUUAGUUUAUGAUGGCAAUCAAUAUCCAGAGAUAACAAGCAAAAUCAUUACAGGAUUAUAAACUGGUGAAUAUUACAGAUUUAAGGUAUCAGCAUUAAACUUUAAUGGAGAAGGAGUACUCUCUCCUGAAUAUCCCACAUAUGCCUGUACUUCUCCUAUCAGCAUGAAUGCCCCAACAAGAGUUGACUCUACUUCCACCUCAUUCACAUUGAGUUGGUUUGCUCCAUAAGAUGAUGGUGGAUGUCCUGUCACAGGUUAUGCAAUAUUCAGAAACGAUGGAACAGAUGGAGGAGCUAUCACACAAGAGGUCAACUCAGAUGAUGACACCAACAUAAGAGAUAAGCCAACACUCUUCUAGAAGGAAAUAACUUACUACCCCUCAUCACCCACUGGUAAAAUCUUUCUCUAUCAAAUAGUCGCAUUCAACAAAGUAGGCUAAGUCAAAUCAAACACAGCUAGUUUUGUACUAGCCAGUAUUCCAACUAUCCCAUUAGUUGCUCCAAUAUAGGUAGCAGCAUCUGCAUUUUCCAUAAGUGUGCUACUCACAGAACUAUUAGGAAAUUCGUUAACAGGUGGAUCCCCCAUUUUGAGUUAUAAUUUGUAAAUGGAUGAUGGUCUUGGCAGAGAGAACUUCACAGACGUAUUUGGAGGAGAUUCAAAUGAUUAGAAGGUUACUUUGAUUAAAACUUAUACAGCUUACAACCUCACUCGAGGAUUAACUUAUGGAUUUAGAUACAGAGCUAAGAACAUCUAUGGUUGGUCUUCUGAUUGGUCACCAAUUAGGUAUAUACUUGCAGCUGACGUCCCUUCACAGCCUCCAGAACCGAUUCUUACAGCUGCUUCAGACUCUUCAAUGUCCCUUAAGUUCUAGACUUGCCUUGACAAUGGUGGAUCACAGAUUUUAGAGCAUGAACUUCAUAUGAACAAUGGUGUUGAUGGUGGUGCAUUCUCAAUAGUUUCUGCAUAUGUAACUACUUCUUAACUUAUGACCCACACUAUUGACAAGCUAAAUCUUCUGUCACUGACAACUGGAACAAUAUAUCAAAUCAAAUUCAGAUGCAAGAAUAUCAAAGGCUACUCAGAAUUCUCAGAGAUACUCUAUGCAUCACCUAAUGAUAAACCACUAAAGCCUACUGCUCCCUAAGUGAACUACACUUAUUCAAGCGAUGUUUAGCUAUUCGUGCAAUGGACUCUAGUUUCUGAUGGAAUAUCAAAUGGUGGAAAGAUCAAGGGCUACAAGUUGUAUGCUGAUGAUGGUUAUGGCGGAAUAUUCAGACCAGUCUAUAGUACAGUAAACGCUUCCCCCACCAUUAACAGCUAUUUGUUGACUGGGUUAACACCAGCACUUACUUAUAGAUUAAAGAAUGAAGCCUAUAACUUCAAUGGAGUUGGGGAUCAAUCUGAUAUUUCAUACUUCAAGCCUUGCCUAAUUCCUUCUCAAUGGUCUUAACCAAGUAAAGUAUCAACUACCACAGAAUCUAUCUUAGUCAGAUGGAAUGAACCAAGAUCCAAUGGAGGCUGUCCAAUCCAAGGUUAUGCAGUAUUUGUUGAUGAUGGCAAUAAUGGAGACUUUGUUGAAGCUAAUGUUGAUGAUGAUAUAUCAGUUAGGAAUCUUCCAUCACUCUAUUAGCUAAAUAUAACUAGAUUGAACUUAGCGAAUCAGGGUAAAGUAUUUAGGAUUAAAGUGAGAUCGUUCAAUGCUGCUGGCUUUACUGAAUCUCCACUCUUGGGAGUCACUCUAGCAUCACUACCACUAUAACCACCUAUCCCUACUAAAGUGCUCUUAGGCAGUUCAGCUUCUCAAAUAUCAAUUGACAUAAGUGCCUUCCCAUCUUUAUCAAAUGGUGGUUGCAACAUCUUAUCCUAUGAGAUUUAGAUGGAUGAUGGUUAAGGUGGCUACUUUGUUUCAAAGGCAGGUCUCUCCAGUCCUUAUCUCAUGCCAAUCUAUGUAGUCAAUACUGGAAUUCAAAGAGGCUUGACUUAUAGAUUCAGAUACAGAGCAAGAAACUGCUAAGGCUGGGGACCUUUCUCUAAUGAACUCUACGUCAAAGCUGCUCAAGUUCCUAUAGCUCCUCCUGCUCCAAAAGCUUACUCAGUUUCUUCAAUUACUAUAGUACUUACAUUAUAUCCAACUCUUGAUAACGGAGGAGCUGUAGUCACUGACUAUGAGCUUCACAGAAAUCUAGGCACUGAUGGUACAGCGUUCCAAAAGGUAUUAACAGCAAGCUACAACUACUUAACUAAUGGAUUUACUUCUACAAUAACAGUAGCAACAGAGGGCUUAACAGUUGGAAACUACUAUCAAUUCAAGUAUAGAGCAAUCAAUGAAAUUGGCGACUCAGAAUUCAGUGGUAUUUAAGUAGUGGGAGUCGCAAAUGUACCAUCUUAACCUGCUGCACCUUACCAAGUUUUCAACCAAAACUCAAGAACGUCAAUCACAAUUAAUUGGAAUGCAGGUACUAGCACUCUACCUCCUGCAGGAGUAAUCACUGGCUACUACUUUUAUAUGGAUGAUGGUCUAAGAGGAAACUUUAAAAUAAUUCAUAAUGGCAAAGGUUAAUAGUAUACCUUGACUGCAACAGCAAGUAAUCUAAUGACUGGAUAUCAAUAUAGAUUCUAUGUAAUUGCUGAGAAUUCAAUUGGGCUAAGUAUUGCCUCACCAAUUACACCAGUCUACUCAUGCGUGAGUCCUUCUGGCUUGCCCAGACCACUCUAAGGGGCUGUAACAUAAACUAGUGUAUAUCUCAACUGGGUUGAGCCAAGUGACGAUGGUGGAUGUCCUCUGAAAAGUUACUCUGUUUUGAGAUUUGAUGAUGUAGGAAAUAACUUUGUAGAAGUUCAUGCAGCAUAGAUAAAUAAUAAACCAUCAUUAAAUAGCUAUUCCAUCACUGAUUUGCCAGCAAAUCCUUUAGGUAAAGAAGUCAAAUUUAGAGUGACUGCUACUAACAUAGCUGGACACUCAGUGACUUCAAGCACUUUAUCAGUUACUAUAGCAUCACCACCUGAAACACCUUCAUCUUCACCAGUCUCUGAUUUAAGCUAAACUUCAAGUAACCUAAUUAGAAUCAUUUACUCAGAACCAUCUUCUGGUGGUUCUCCAAUAACUAACUAUGAAAUUCAAAUGGAUGAUGGAGUUGGAGGAGGCUUUUAUACUGUUGCCGGUGGAGAUAGCUCUUUGUAUUUGUUCACCUACUUUCAAGGUACUGCUCCCGUUCAGUCACCAAGCAGACUACUUGCAGUUUACGAAACUUAAAGUGCCUUCACAAGUGUGAAUAUAACUAGAGGUAUAACUUAUAGAUUCAAGUAUAGAGCAAGGAAUAUAAAUGGAUGGAGUGGGUGGAGUCCUGUCGCUAACAUCAGAGCAGCUUCUCCACCACAAAGCCCUGACAGGCCAUAACUCUAAAGUUCCAGUGCAACUUCUAUUACUAUAAUAAUAAAUCCUUCAAUUGAAAAUGGUGGAGCAAUCAUUACAGGCUAUGAAUUGUACUAUAGGCCUUUAGAAAGUCUCACAUAUGUCAAGGUAUCUGGAUUAUUCUCAGCAUUAUCAACUAAGACUCUUACAACUACUGAUGAUUCUAUACUAGCUGGUAAAACCUAUGCAUUUGCUACAAUAGCAGUUAAUGAAAUCGGCUCUUCAGAUUAUAGUGCAGAGACAUUCCUAUCAAUUACAAGUUUACCUUAAAAACCAAGCAAAUUGGUUAGAUCUGCAAGUUCAACCAGAACCCAAAUCACUUUAACAUGGUUAGUAGAACCAGACACAGAUUCUCCUAUCUCUGGAUACUCACUAGAAAUGGAUAGUUCAGGAGAGGGAACCUAUCAAGAGAUAUGGAACGGAAGAGGAAGACCAGAUGUCUUAGCCUAUACAUUAAGUGUAACUACAGGUCAAACCUACAACUUCAGACACAGAUCAUUCAAUUUCAACGGAGCUAGUGAGUAUUCAAAUGUCCUCACUACAAUCGCAUGUGUAAAUCCUACAGCUUCCUCAAAGCCUUAGUGGAUUACUAGUACAACCACAACUAUAACUUUUAUUUGGAGCGACCCUAUAGACGAUGGAGGCUGCUCAAUACUUGAAUAUUAAGUCUACAGAAAUGAUGGCAGCAGCAAUAUUAAUGAUAAUCAUGACAACCCAUUGAUAAAAAUACAUGAGAAUGAUUUGAGUUUGAAGCCAAAAGUAAAUGGAUUAAUUGUCUCAGAACUUCCAGGAGGAAGCUUAGGAAAGUACUUCUUAUUCAAAGUCAAAGUUAUAACCAAAUACUCAUUGGAUGGCAUUGAUAGUCCAAACUCAGAUCCAUUACUCUUGGCUGGAGUUCCAGCAAAACCAACAGCUGUACCAGCAAGAGGAGCCUCAACAAGUGACACAACAAUACAAGUAACUAUUCUUCCAGUUGCUACAACAAAUGGAGCUACCAUUAUAAGUUAUGAUAUUCAGAUUGACGAUGGACUGGGAGGAUCAUUCUCAGAGAUUCAAGGUUAAACAUCAAACUCUUUACUAUUAACUGGAACUAAAUCGAUUGGAAUAUAUGCUGGCAGAACAUAUAAGUUAAAAUACAGAGCAAAGAACGCAAUAGGUUUUGGACCAUAUUCAGAUUUUGGAUUUGUACUAGCUGCAAGAAAACCAGAUACACCUAUUCCUCCAACCAUUUCUAUAAUUGGAACUAAUGCUAAAGUUAUGUUCUAUCUUCCAUUCAAUGGAGGUUCAAAUAUUUUCAAGGCACAAAUAGUUAUCAAGACUCACGCUAAUAGCUUUAUUGAAGAUACCGCGAAUUGCGAUGCCUCAGAUGAUGUUAUAUUCCAAGCAAGAUAAUGUACAAUUCCACUAACUUACCUUAGAGGUGCAACUUGGGCCCUAGUCUAUGGGGACUUUAUCAGUUCAAAAGUCAUAUUUGAGAAUGAAAUUGGGCAAAGUUCACAAUCAGCAGAGACAAUAUUCCCGCCUAUAAUGCAAAAUGUACCCUUAGCACCUCUAGCUGGGCCAACUAGAGUAGAUGCAAUAACAUCUGGAACAACUAUGGGCGUUUAGUUUAUUCCAUUAUCCUAAACAUAAGCAAGAGGAGCUGACAUCUUAUCAUAUGAAUUAGAAAUGGAUGAUACGAAUGCUGGAGCUGGUCCAUUCAGUGAGGUUGGUGGAUACACUAUCUACUCUACUGUAACUCAAUACACUAUUCCAUUGUUACAAUCCGGCAAGAAGUAUUACUUCAGAUACAGAGCACUCAAUUAAUAAGGAUGGGGUGACUACUCUCCUGUUACUUUUAUUAUCAUGGCAGCAGUUCCAAGCAGGAUAAGUCCAGCUGCAGAAACAGAAAAUAUUGAUCCAAAUGUAAAGAUUACCUGGACUGCACCUGCAAGUAAUGGUGGAUCUAAUCUUAUUUCAUACAGAGUUAGAGUUAAGUCAUCAGCAGAUGGCAUUCUCUAUACUUAUCCAACUGGUUGUCCAGGAACUGAUGUUAAUAUUCUUACGUGUUCAAUCCCAAUGACAGUCUUAUUAGCUGCUCCAUUCAGCUUGAAUGAGGGAGAUAAAGUCAUAGCAGUAGUGGAAGCUCUCAAUGAAGUCAAUUACUCUCCAGGCUCACUGCCUAAUACUUUAGGUGCUGUGGCUAAGACUAUUCCUCAUGAUCCUUUGCUUCCUCCAACUAGAGGAUCAAAUACAAAUGAAGGCUAAGUUGAGGUAAUUAUUCCUGCUCAUUUAGCCACAGGAGGCUCAGACUUAACUUCAUAUGGUAUCGAGAUAGAUGAUGGCUCAGGAUUUUAGCCUUUAUCAGGAGUAUCAUCUGAUUCAUUAGAUCAAGUAAAGAUAUAUCAGCCCACAAGCAGUGGCCUAAUCUAUACAUUCAGGUAUAAGGUGAAGAAUAUAUUUGGUUGGAGCACUAACUACUCACCUUCACUAGGUAUAUUAUCUGCAACUGUUCCUACUUAGCCUCUUAAUGUUAAAACAGAAAAUUCUCUCAUUGAUGAUAAAGUUAAGAUUUCCUGGGAUGAACCAGCUAAUCCAGGCGGAACUGGAGUGACAAUAACUGAAUAUAAAAUCUUAAUUUAGAAGCUUAAUCUAGACUGGGCUGAGUAUAAAGCAUAAUGUGAUGGAGCCAAUACAGCUAUUAGGGAUGCUAGAAGUUGCUCUAUAAGUAUGUCUGUAUUCAUUGGCUCAACUUAUAACUUAGAACAAGGAGAUAGUAUAGUUGCCAAAGUUUAAGCUAAAAACCCUGUAGGAUGGAGUGGUGAAUCUAUAGAAAGUUAAAUUACUGCAGACAUAAGGGUAGUACCAAAGUAACCUCCAACAACACCAACACGAGAUGCUACUUCAUCCCAUCUUUAACUUGUUGUAAACUGGGCUGCUCUUAGCGAUCCAAUUAAUGGAGGCUCAGAUAUAAUUUCUUAUCACUUGCAAUACGAUGACGCCUCAAAUGGAGCCACAUGGUCCACACUAAUUGGUAAUAGCACUGAUUCUCUUGAUACUACAUUCACAGUAGUGGAUUCGAUUUAAAUAGGUUCAAUCUAUAAGUUUAAAUAUAGGGCUAAAAACAUUUUCGGAUGGGGACCCUUCUCAAAUGAACUUAACCUCUAUGCUGCCAAAGUGCCUGAGACUAUUGCUACAGUAGUUACAUCAAAUGAAGGAACUAAUAUUAGAAUUCAAUGGGAACCACCUUCCUAUAACGGAGGUCUGCCAAUCAUAUCAUACAAAGUUAUGAUUUAGAAAUAGACUACAACUUAGUUUGCAGAAUCACUCACUUAUUGUAAUGGAGCAGAUCCUACUACAAAAGCUAAUCACUACUGCAUAAUCCCGAUGUCAGCUUUGGUAUCAGGGUCAUAUACUUUACCUUUAGGAAGAAUAGUUAAAGCAACAGUUGAAGCCUUAAACUUAGUGGGCUCUAGCAUUCCUUCAGAAAUAAAUUCAGUUGGUGGUGAUGUAAGGACUGAGCCUCGAUCACCUCUUAUUCCUCCAUUGAGAAACAAUGCAGGCACAACAGAUACAAAAAUUCAAGUUGAUUUCUCAAUUCCUGUCUACCCAGAAAACGGUGGUUCACCCAUCAUUUCUCUUAACUUGCAAUGGGAUGGUGGAGUUGGAGUCUGGACAAGUUUAAUAGGAGAAGUAUACAAUAGCUUAGUUACUACAUUUACAGUAACAGGACUAUCUGCAGGCUAAACUUAUAAAUUCCAGUAUCGAGCUCGCAAUGCCUUUGGCUGGGGAACUUUCUCUGGUGAGUCUACAGUUACUGCGGCUACUGCUCCAUCUCAAAUGAAUGCUCCAACUACAGCAAUCGAAGUCAAUAAUGUACUAAUAUCUUGGACACUGCCUGAUAUCAAAGGUUCAUCGAUACAAUACUACUCAAUCUAAAUUGCAGAUUCAACAGGCACAUUUUUACCUCAAGGAUUAGGAAGUACAUGUGAUGGAACAUUGACCGCUGUUAAAACUUCAAGGCAAUGCAGAAUGACUUUAUUAUCACUUCAAGCUAGUCCCUUUGAUCUUUCAUUGGGAAAUCUUAUUAGGGUUAAGAUCUAAGCUACAAAUGCAUUUGGAACUAGUAUCAUUUCAGAUGUCAAUACAGUAGGUGCACUUGUGGAAACAGUCCCUAACAAGCCUACAAUAGCACCAAUUAGAGGAUUGAAUACUGGAGAAACCUAAGUUGAACUUAUAAUAACACCUUUAACUGGAACAAAUACUGGAGGAAGUGCAAUCACUUCAUACGUUAUUCUUUGGGAUUAAGGUCUUGGAGGAGCUUUGAGUAUUUUGAAGGGUGAUACUGUUCCCAAUUUAGAUACUACUAUACUUUUCACCACAGGCAUUCAAAGUGGCAUUACUUAUAAUUUCGCUUACUAUGCUAGAAAUAUUCAUGGAAAUGGUUGGGAUGGUGUAUCAGUACUUCCCUAAGUUUAAAUUCUAGCUGCUACUAAACCAAUCUAAACUAAUGCACCGAAUGUUGCUUAUACUUUUCUCGCUUAUAGGGUAUCAUUCACAUAACCAACUAACACUGGAGGUAACGGAGUUGCUAUUUAAGGAUAUGAAAUUCUAUUCAGGAAGAAAGAUCUAACAUAUGAGGCAAUUACUAGUGAAUGCGAUGGAGCAAGCAAUGCAGUGAAAUCAGCUCAUUAUUGUGAUAUCAGUUUGACUACUCUAACCUCAAGCCCUUUUAGUUUAGUGCAAGGCGAUUAAGUUAUCGUCAAGAUCAGGUCAUAUAAUAGUCUCGACUACUCUAUCUACUCUAAUCCAAGUUCAAGUUCAACCUAUAUUGUAGCAAAGCCAUAGAAGCCUGCUACUCCACCGGUGAGAAAUGGCUUGCUAAGCUCUAAAACAUCUAUAAAGAUUGACAUGCCUGUCGUUACUGGAUUCAAUACUGGAGGACUAACAAUCACAUCGUACAAGUUAGAAUGGAAUGGAGGAGGAUCAGGAACAACAUUCACACCUUUGCAAGGAGAUAGUCCUCUAUCUACUCUAACAACUCUACUUAAGAGCUCUCUCACUACAGGCCAAUUGUACAAGUUCAGAUAUUCAGUCCUAAAUGAUGUCGACUGGAGCGAUGUCUCAGAUAUACUUGUUACUUAUGCAGCAGUUGAGCCUGAGUAGAUAGGAGCACCUCAAACUCAGAUCAUUGAUUAAUCUGUAAAGAUUUCCUGGAUUAAUUUAGAUAAUGGAGGAGUUGCAAUCACUACUUACAAGAUCACCAUCAAAGCAUGGAAUGGAACUUUUUAUGAAAGCCCUAAUUGCUUAGGUACCAAUCCAACUAUAGUUUCACAAAAAUUCUGUUUAGUACAGUUAAGUGAGUUGCAAACAGCUCCUUACUUAUUAUCAUAAGGUAAUCUAGUCUAAUCAAAGAUCAUUGCUUAUAACUAUAUUGGAGCAUCAACAAUAUCAGUAGAGAAUUCAAUAGGGGCACUAGUUGAAAAAGUUCCUUCGAAACCUCCAGUUGCUCCUUAUAAGAACUCAGCCACUACUCAAACUAAGAUAGUAGUGGACAUUACAGCUUUAAGUGGCACAGCUACUGGUGGUUCAGACAUUUUAUCUUAUUAGAUCUAGUGGGAUUCUGGUACGAAUUCAUCAACUCUGACAUGGUCCACUCUUGUUGGUCUUAGUCCUUAUAACACAGAUCUAUCUAUCUAGGUAACAGUUAACAUUAUUCAAGGAUAGAGCUACCUAUUUAGAUAUAGAGCACUCAAUAGGUAGGGAUGGGGAGAAUACUCUGAUAAUACAGCUAUCAUAGCUGCGUAAGUGCCAUCUUAAAUGCAGCCAGUAACUACUUCUAUGAAUGGUAAAACACUGAGGAUUACAUGGAUACCUCCAAACAAUGGAGCAGCUGCAAUCUCUGCCUAUAAGAUAUUCAUCUAACAAUCUAAUGGAGUUACAAUCUCUGAAUAGCUAUUCUACUGUGAUGGAUCGAAUUUCGUAGCAAUUGCAAAUUCAUUCUGUGAGAUACCGAUGAACAUUCUCACUUCUAGUCCUUACAAUCUUGCAUAAGGAACUCUAAUCAAAGCAACAGUCUAUGCUAUUAACUUAGUUGGAAGCGGAACUCCUUCAUCAUUCAACUCUUAAGGAGAGUUAGCUUAAGUUCCUCCACUUAAGCCUCCUAGUUCUCCAACAAGAAAUUCAGGAACUACUCAAACAAGUUUAAUGACUGACUAUGCAAUGCUUACUGGAAUAUAUACUGGAGGAAGCACAAUUCUCUCAUUGAAUCUGUAAUGGGAUUCAGGGACUAGUGGAGCUACUUGGACAACUUUGAUAGGUUUCAGUCCUUAUUCAACUACUUCAAUUUACACAGUAAUGGGAUCCUAGAUAGUUUCUGGGAGGACAUACAAGUUUAGAUAUAGAGCAUACAACAUUCAUGGCUGGGGUGAUUACUCAGACUCAGUCGAUAUAGUAGCAGCAUAAGUACCUGGCUAACUUCAGCCGGUAGUCAUUACUUAGAUUGGUACAUCAAUUAGAAUAUCAUGGAUCCCUUCAAAUGAAAACGGGUCACCCAUCUCAUAUUAUAUGAUAUAAUUCCUACAAUCAGAUGGAGUAUUCAAAGAGACAACUACAUAUUGUGAUGGAACUGACUAAAAUGUCGUCUUGAAUAAUUAUUGUCUUAUUCCUAUGAGUGUAUUCCUUGCUCCAACUUAUAAUUUAGCAUAAGGCGCUCUUAUUACUGCAAGAGUUUAUGCAUUCAAUAGUAUUGGAAGUAGUAUAGUUUCUCAUUAAAACACUCAGGGAAUCUUAGUAUAGACCAUCCCUUAGAAGCCAGACGAUAUGACAAUUGAUGUUGAUAACACCUUUGAGUAACAAAUCACUGUACUCAUGAAAUAAGUUUCUGAUUAAACUAAAACUGGAGGAUCUCCAAUCAUAUCAUAUUCACUUGAGUGGGAUAGUGGAACAUCUGGUUCUACUUACUCAGUCUUAAUAGGAGAUUCUACCAACAACAUAGUUCUUACUUAUACUUAACUUUACCUAACUGCAGGAUCGAUCUAUAACUUCAGAUAUAGAGUAAGGAACAUUUUUGGCUGGGGACCUUAUUCAAGCGUACUCUAAGCUAUUGCAGCUAAAAUUCCUGAUAGACCAGCUCUUCCUGCAACUUAUAAUGUAGGCACUAGUGUCAGAAUUCAAUGGACUGCUCCUUACAAUGGAGGAACUGCUAUCACAGGUUACAAUGUAUAGAUACUGGCUAAGGAUGGAACAACUUAUAAGGAAGAACUAAGCUACUGUAAUGCUAGAACGGACACAACUAUCAUUAACAAUCAAUAUUGCGUUAUACCAAUCUCAGUACUUCAGCUAUCUCCCUAUCAAUUGAUUUAAGGAGAUUACAUAAAAGCAAGAGUACUUGCUCAAAACCUCAUUGGUGAUUCAUAGUAUUCUUAGGUUAAUAGUAUAGGAGCGCAGAUUUAAACUAUUCCUCUUAAGCCAAUUCUUGCUCCAUACAGAGGACCUCUUACUACUACUAGUUAGAUCUAAGUGAUUAUUGCUCCUUUAACAUCUACAUUGACAGGUGGAUCUACUAUUACCUCAUACUUGAUAGAAUAUGAUGGCGCUUCAAAUGGAGUAACAUGGUAUGAGCUUUAAGGAUUCACAACUUAGAGUACAUUAACAGCAGCUCUAGUUUAGAACUUACUUAUCUCUAAGUAAUACUAGUUCAGAUACAGAGCUAAGAGCGUAUUUGGGUGGGGACCUGUGUCUGAAAUUGGUAUAAUAGAAACUAUAAUGGUUCCAUCUUAAGUUUUAACACCAGUGGUUGAUUUGGUAGGCACGAAUGUUAGAGUCAAAUGGGCAGUCCCAGAUAUCAAUGGAGCUGAUCUCACAGCUUAUUAACUUGUCCUUAGAGGGGCUGAUAAUAAUUUCUACUCAAACAGCUAUUGUGAUGGAACAGUUCAGCAAGUCAUUGAUGACCACGAAUGCUUUAUACCUAUGGAAUCAUUAUGGAUAUCACCUUUCUUCUUGACCUAAGGUACACUCAUACAAGUAAAAGUUAGAGCAGUCAAUAAACAAGGAGAGGGACUUCAGAGCAAUCAGAAUACUGAAGGAGCGAAAAUUGAAGUUAAGCCACUUCCUCCGACAACUGGACCACUUAGAAAUGAAGCAGGAUCUACCAAUACCAAGAUAUCAGUUGAGAUGCCUUAAAUCACAGGGACUCCCAAUGGUGGCUCAGAUAUAAUUUCAUAUGCUUUGUAUUGGAAUGGUGGCUCUGGCACAACGUUCACUGAAAUACUCGGUUUUACAGCUAAUAAUCUCGACAGAUUUGCUUACAAAGAUUCUUUAACCAACGGAGGUUCAUACGACUUCUACUACAGAGUUAAAAAUAUAUAUGGAUGGUCUUCAGAAUCACCUAAAGUUACCAUCUUCUCAGCUAAGGCUCCAGAUGCUCCAUUAGCUCCAAUUACUUCUAUUGUUGAUUCAAAAGUAGUUAUUGACUGGAGUGAGCCUGCUAAUAACGGUAAACCUAUCACAUCAUAUCUCGUUGAAAUACAAAGAAAAGAUGGAACUACUUGGACAGCUGAUUCAACAGAUUGUGAUGGAAGUAAUUCAAUCAUAAGAGACGACACAUUGUGUGAGAUUCCUCUUACCUCACUAAGAAACUCACCAUUCUUACUUCUAUCAGGAGAUCCAAUAAAAGUCAGAGUCUCUGCAUCAAACAUUAUAGGAUUCGGAGCUACUUCUCCAGUUAAUGUGGUACAAACAAGUCUUCAAACAGAACCGAGUUAGCCCUAAGCUCCUACAAGAGGUCUACUUACAAAUACUAACUAGAUUUAAAUUCAAUGGGCUGCAUUGGCAACUACACUUGAGACUGGAGGCUCAGCUAUAACAUCCUAUCAUUUAUAGUGGGAUAAAAAUACUAAUUAAGGUAACUGGUAUGAUCUGGUAGGACUUACAAAUCCAUUCACAGGCAUUGAACAUACAUAGUCAGUAAAUGUUGUAUCUGGAGCUAGAUAUUAUUUCAAAAUAUUGGCAGCAACGAUUCCAGCUUAAGUCUAAAUUCCUGAAGUAACUGAAAAUGCAGAUUAAACAGUAAGGAUAAGAUGGAAUCCUCCAAAUCCAAAUGGAAGUCCUGUUUCAAAAUACAGAGUAGAAAUACUUUCUUUUGACCUUACUAACUACUAUAUAACCUCGAGUUGCAAUGGGUAAGAUGCCACUAUAGUAGCAAAUCAUUACUGCGACAUUCCAAUGUCAACAUUAAAAGCACUUCCAUUCCUUUUAGAGUAAGGAAAUUAAAUUGUGGCAAAGGUGAAAGCUUAUAAUGAGAUUGGUGAAGGUCCUUUUUCUGAUCCAAAUUUAGUAGGAGCAUUGUUUGCUUCAGUACCUCUUAAGCCAACUCAAACUCCUGUACUUAUUACAUAGUCUCCUACUUCAAUUACUGUAUCAAUGCCCGAGAUAUCAGGUUUGUUAACUGGAGGAUCAGCUAUUCUUUCUUAUAAUUUACAGUUUAAAGAUAGUCUUUCAACAUAGUAUAUCACUCUCACAGGUGAGGCACCUGAUAACAUGAUCUUAAUCUACACAAGAAAUGGUCUCACAUCUAACAGAAUUUACUAAUUUAAAUAUAGAGGGAGGAAUAAGUAUGGAUGGGGAGACUUUUCUGAACCUAUUUCAAUCAGGGCCGCUUAAGUCCCAUCAAUCAUUUCUACUCCAAGUUUCACUAUAGUCGAUGACAUAAAUGUUAGAAUAGACUGGAUUGCUCCUUAUAAUGGUGCAGAUACUAUUACCUCAUAUAUCAUUCAAAUAAUGAAGAAAGAUGGAUCAUUUGCAUAGGAGUUAUCUUAUUGUGAUGGAUAAGCUCCAGCCAUAGUAGCACUAACUUAAUGUGACAUCCCAUUAACUGUUCUAAGAAAUCCUUUAACAUUCAAUCUUUAGAAGGAUGAUUUAAUAGUUGUUAAGAUUGCAGCAAUUAAUAGCAUAGGAACUGGGCCUUAUUCAACUCCAAACACUGCAGGACAGCAGAUUCAAACUGAACCAGAUACUCCCACUGUAGCACCAAGCGUUACCUCAUAUUCAGAAUCACAAGCUACUUUAGUUAUGACUGCUGUAGGCAUAAAUAUUCUCUACUUUGACUUAGCCUGGGAUCAAGGUACAAAUGGAGUUUCCUAUGCUUCAUACACUGUAACAGCUUUGAAUACAGUCACGGUUACUGGAUUAACUAGUGGUUAAACAUAUAAAUUUAAGUUUAGAAAUCAGAAUGUAUUCGGAUGGGGUGCAUACUCUCCUGUAGUAACAAUUCAAGCAUUCAAUGUACCUUCCUAAGUUACAUAGAUUACUACUUAAAAUAAUGGAGUAAAUGUUAGAGUAUCCUGGGUAUUGCCAUAUAGUGGUGGAUUAGGAGUAUUAAUAACAGCAUAUAGUGUACUUAUUUAGAAGAAAGAUGGAUCAUUUGUUGAAUCUCUGGCAACAUGCAAUGGGUUGCUUCCUACCAUUAUCGAUAAUAGAUAUUGUGAUAUUCCAAUGUCAACUCUUACAACUACAUUUGGAUUACUACAAGGUGAUACAAUUAUUGCAAAAGUAGCUGCCUCUAAUAGUAAAGGAUAAUCAACUUACUCUAAUCCUAACACAUUAGGUGCAGUAGCUUAAGUUGUACCUCAUGCUCCACUUAAUGCUCCUACAGAAGGAGAUCAGACUAAUGAGUAGUAGAUUGAUGUUAGAUGGAAUUUCAUAACUGAUUUGUUCUAGGCAGGAGGAAUAUAGGUAACAAGCUAUGAGUUAUAGAAAGAUGAUGGAUCUGGUGGUGAUUUCACAGAAGUAGUUGGAUUCACAUCACCUUACACAUUGAAUUCUCUACUAGUAACAUCAGCCAUUACAAAUGGAGCUACUUACAGAUUUAAAUACAGAGCAGCCAAUAUUCAUGGCUUUGGUGAUUUCUCACCAAUUGCAACUAUUUAAGCAUCAACUGUCCCAAAUGCACCUGGGUAGCCUACAACAAGUCUUUCAGAUGAUUAGGUUUUAAUAUCUUGGACUAAACCCACAUUCACUGGUGGAAAUGGAAUUGCUUUAACUGGCUACGUUGUGUAGAUCAUGAAUUCAACUGGAUUCUAUAAUGAUGCAACAGCUUGUAUAGGUGCAUCACUCUCAGCUACUAAUGUUCAAUGCACAAUACCAAUGAUCAACAUGGUUUUAUCGCCAUUUUAUCUUUCUUACAAUCAAUAAAUCAAAGCAAAAGUAGCAGCAGUCAACUCAAAUGGUUAAGGUCCUCAAUCCAUUUCAAGCACUACAAAUCAGCUGGUCAUUACUUCUCCUUUAAAACCCUUAUCAUCUCCUUAAAGAGGAUCGUAAUCAACUUCAUCAUAAAUUGAAGUAACUUGGGCUGUUCUAUUACCUCCUAAAGAUGGUGGAAGCACAAUUACUUCUUAUCAACUAGUCUGGAAUAGUGGAUCAGGUUCAACAUUCUCAGAAGUAGUAGGAUUCACUACAGCAUAUACAGCACUAAGCAAGAUUAUAACCACUGUCACUUCAGGACUCUCAUAUUAAUUUAAGUAUAGCGCCAAGAAUGUGAUUGGUUGGGGACCUUUCAGUGAUAUCAUAACAAUCAAAGCAGCAAAAGAACCAGAGCAAAUGAGUGAGGUCACUACAAUCAUUGAAAAUCAAUAUGUCAAGUUUUCUUGGAGUUAUCCUACUGAUAAUUAUGAUGCAGUUACAGCAUAUGAUCUCUAGAUCAAGCAGAAUAAUCUAGUUGAAACAUUCUCUAGCCAAACUAUAUAUUGUGAUGGUUCUCUCGUUGCUAUAGUCACAAAUAGAUACUGCCACAUCCCAAUGACAGUUUUGAGAGAUCUUCCUUUUAACCUUACUUACGAUACUCUAGUAGUAGCAAAAAUCAGAGCAAGAAAUACUGUUGAUUGGGGUGCCUAUUCAGCUUUGAACUCUAUAGGUGCGAAAAUCCAAGUUGAGCCGACUAAGAUGGCAGAGCCUUAUAGGGGAUCAUAAACUACAGCAACAUCUAUUCAAAUAUCUUGGUACCCAUUAACAUUGGCUGCUGAUACUGGAUCAUCCGCAAUCCUAUCUUAUAAUCUUUAAUGGGAUACUGAUGGAACAAACACAACCUAUGUUAACUUAACUGGAAUAGCUUCUAUGUAUCCAUAAACUUCAUUCAUCCUGACUGAUAGAAUUCCAGGUUCAUCUUUCAAUUUCAAAGUAAGAGCACUUAACAAAUGGGGUUAUGGACAAUUUUCUGCAUCUAAUCUAUUAUAUGCCUCUGAAGCAGCAGCAAGGAUAGCAAUCCCUAUCGUCACAGUCUCUGGUAUAAAUGUUAGAAUCACCUGGGUGGAACCAAACUCUAACGGUUCCCCAAUCACUGAAUAUGAAAUCCUAAUCAAACAAAAAAAUGGUGUUUUUAGCGAAAAUAUUGCUUACUGUGAUGGCAAUGUGGCUUCAGUUAUAAGUAACAAGUACUGUGAAAUCCCUAUGGCUAUACUCAGGCAAAGUCCUUAUAGUUUACUUUACAAUGAUUUAGUUAUUGCAACAGUGUCAGCUAAGAAUACGAUCGGAUGGAACACAGCUUCUCUUCCAAAUAUAGUUGGUGCUCAAAUUUAAACUGAGCCUCUUCAAAUGAAUCAACCUUCAAGAGGCUCAUAGACUAGUGAAACAUAAAUUGAAAUUAUGUGGAAUGCAUUUUCCUCAAACACUGAUACUGGGGGAGCACCAAUCGUAUCAUAUUAUCUAUAAUGGGACAAAGGAGUAAAUGGCCAAUGGUAUGAUUUGAUUGGAUAAACUUCUCCUUACAUUCUAACCUCUUUCAUUGUGACUACAAAUGUGGACAAAGGUGUAUACUACAACUUCAAAGUAAGUGCCAAGAAUGCUCAUGGUUUCGGUUUAGCAUCCUCUCCUGCAAACAUUCAGGCUAGUGAUAAGCCAUAACAAAUGUCUCCCAUAUCUUCAGAGGUAGUUGGAGACUUAUUAGUCAAAGUAUCUUGGGAUGCCCCUUACAAUAAUUCAAAUGGUAUUGACAACUACAAGAUAUUAAUUAAGCAGAAGAAUGGAGUGUAUUCUGAGAUAACAGCAACUUGUGAUGGAACUAAUGCAGCCAUUCUAGCAUAGCAAUACUGCAGCAUACCUAUGAGUGUCUUUAGAGCUUCACCAUUCAGCCUAUUAUAUGGUGAUUUAGUCUAAGCCAUUGGACAAGCUUAGAAUGACUUAGGUUGGUCGGUCUUCUCUUUACCUAAAAAUACUGGUGCUCAUGUAUUAACUGUUCCGCUCAAGAUGCUCUCUCCUACAAGAGGUGAUUUAACUAGUGAAGAUUAGAUUGUAGUGAACUUUGCUGCUUUGACAGGAGAUAGUACUGGAGGCUCAUCCAUUGAUUCGUAUAACUUGCAAUGGGAUUAAGGAUCUAAUGGAGCAAGCUGGUAGAAUCUUCAAGGCUAGGAUCUUGCUUAUUCAACAACUUUAACAUUUACCAAGUCUUCUUUGAUAGAUGCAGGAGUUUCUUACUAAUUCCAAGUAAGAGCCCAUAAUAUUCAGGGCUGGGGACCAUUUUCAGACCCAACUGCCAUCGUUGCAGCUACAUUCCCAGAUAAGCCAAUUAAGCCUACCACUGUCAUCAAUAAUAUAUUCGUAAAAAUAACUUGGGACCCACCUUACAACAACAGUGGAAUAAUCAAUGGAUACAGAUUAUACGUAGCUGAUAAUACUACUAAUUUCUUGCUCGAAACCACUUACUGCAAUGGGCUUAUAGAGCCAGUACUUUCAUCGAAGUCUUGUGAAAUACCUAUGUCAGUACUAAGAGCCUUACCUUACUAUCUAAAAUUUGAUAAUGUGGUGUUCGUGAAGGUUGAAGCAAGAAACUAAUAUGGAUAUAGUGAUAUGUCUGAUGCUAAUACAGCUGGAGCUUAAAUUCAAACAGAGCCAGUGGGUGUGACUGCCUUAGCUAGAGGCGCAUUGACUGAUGAAUCAUAGAUAGAGAUAUCUUGGUCAGCUUUAACUACACAUAUUGAGACUGGAGGUUCUUAUGUAAUAACUUACAAUCUGUAAUGGGAUCUUGGACUUAAUGGAAUACUUUGGGCCGAUCUAGCAGGUUUUACUUCAGUCUACACUAGCACAAGCUACAUAGUCACUAAUGGAGUUGUUUCUAAUAAGCAAUACAACUUCAGAGUAAGAGCUAAGAACUUUUGGGGAUGGGGACCAUUUAGUGAUGCUUAUCAAAUCAAGUCUAGUGCAGCCCCUUCUUAGAUGGACACUUUAGUAACAUCAAUAGACACACUAACAGGAGGAGUUAAGAUAGCCUGGGUCGCUCCGGAUAGUAAUUCAGACGUAAUUUCAAAGUAUCGAAUAGAAAUAAAAAAGAAAGAUGGAGUUUACAGGGAAGACUUAACCAAUUGUGAUGGAUCUCAAAGCCUGAUAAAAUCUUAGAUGUACUGCAUCAUACCUAUGAGUGAACUUAUAAUUUCACCUUACUUACUAGUUUUUGGAGAUCUUGUAUAGGUAUAAGGUGGAGCUUUCAAUGUAAAUGGAUGGGGAACAUACUCUACAGAAAAUAGUAUUGGUGCAACAAUCAGAGUAAUCCCUACUAAAAUGGGAGAUCCAACAAGAGGCUCUUAAACUACACAGUCACAAAUAGAAGUAUUAUGGUCAGCCCUUUCUACUACUCUUGCCACAGGCAACUCAGCUAUUUUGUCUUAUAAUCUUUAAUGGAAUACAGGCGUUAACUAGAAUACCUGGAUCAACUUAGUUGGCUUUACUUCAGACUCGACAGCAUUGAAAUUCAUAGUCACUUAAGGAGUUACUCCUGGGACUACUUACUAUUUCUAGGUUAGAGCAAAGAAUAUCUAUGGUUUUGGUGAAUUUUCAAAUGUAGUUACAAUUCAAGCAUCAGGGAUACCUAGUCAAAUGCAUAUUCCAGAAACAGAAGGACAAGGACUUUAUACCAAGAUAGGCUGGGCCUAACCAACUAUGAAUUCAUCACCUCUUAUUGCAUACAGGAUCGUGAUUAGAAACAGUACUAAUGCAUAUGCUGAGGACACCACAAACUGCAAUGGAACAGAUUCAACUAUAAUAGGGCAGCAGUAUUGUUUGGUACCUUAUACAGCUUUGAGGACUAACUACUCUUUAACAUUAGGCUAAUUAGUGCAAGCAAGAGUCCAAGCCUAGAAUGCUAAUGGAUGGAGUGAUUUAUCUGAACCUAACUCAAUUGGAGAUACUGUGUAAACAGAACCAGGCAAGAUGAGUACUCCUAUCAAAGACCCUGCAUCUACCACUACUUCAAUUAAAGUAAAUUGGGCAGCAGUCACUCAAACAGGAGGCACUUAAAUCGAUUCUUAUAAUCUAUAAUGGGAUAAAGGAACUGGCACUUGGGAGAAUCUCUAAGGUCAAGCUGGAAGUCUUUCUACUUUAAGAACUUUUAUUAAGAACUCUGGAAUCUCAGGAGGAAACAUAUAUAAAUUCAAGGUUUCAGCCUACAACAUUCAUGGAUGGGGAGAGUUUUCCAAUGAUCUGUCUGUGCUAGCCGCAGGAGUUCCAGAUGCUCCUCCAAAGCCAACUACAUCUAUAAAUAACCAAUUUGUGAGGAUAGCCUGGGAUGCUCCAUUCGCCAACUAUGAGUCGAUCACCUAAUACUAGAUUCUAAUUAAGCAAAGUAAUGGAGUCUACUCUGAGCAAAUUUAUUACUGCAGUGGGUCUAAUCUUCUCAUAUUUGCACAGAGAUAUUGUGAGAUUCCUAUGCAAGUUCUCACCAGUUCUCCAUACAGCCUAAGUGGUAGUACAAUUAUAUAGGCAAAUGUUUUAGCUAAAAAUGCCAUUGGUUGGUCAGAAGCAUCAGCAGAUAGUACAGGUGCAGCUUUUGCUCAAGUCAUACCACUUUAAAUGUCCUCACCAGUGAGAGAGAGUUCAACCUCCACAACCUAAUUAGUAGUUUCAUGGUUGGCAUAAUCAUUAGCUAAUAGUGGCUAUUCAAUUGUCACUUCAUACAACCUUUAAUACGAUUCAGGAACAAAUGGUAAUAACUGGGUUGAUCUUAUUGGACUUAAUGUUGAUACUACAGCUUUAACUUUUACAGUGUCUAGCAAUAUUGUUGCUGGGAGAACAUAUCUAUUCAAAGUAAGAAGUAAGAAUAUCUGGGGAUGGGGUUCAUUCUCUACUCCAACUGCUGUUAAAGCAGCCACCUUCCCAGACUAAAUGAGCUCAGUUACAACCUCUAUUGACGCUACUACUGGUGGAUUAAAAAUAUAAUGGACUGCACCAAACAGUAACUCUGAAACAAUAACUAAGUACUUGAUUGAAAUUCAAACAUCAACUGCAGGAUCAUUCGCUGAAACAAAGACAUACUGUGAUGGAAGUCUACCAACCUUACUUGCUAAUCUCUAUUGUGUAAUUCCAAUGAGUGUUCUCAGAGCAUCUCCUUACACUCUCGCAUUCGACUCUCUUGUGAAAAUAAGAGCAAGUGCAUACAACUUCUAUGGCUGGAGUCUAGUAUCAGAUCUUAAUACUGUUGGUGCAAACAUAAAAACUGCUCCAGCUAAGAUGAGUAUUCCAUUAAGAGGUUCUCAAACAACUAUAUCUUAGAUUCAUGUUACUUGGAGUGCUCUGACUACCUUACUAGAAACUGGCGGCUCUCCAAUUCUUUCAUAUAAUUUGUAAUGGGAUUACAACACCAACCAAGCUGAUUGGCAAGAUCUGGUGGGUUAUAGUAUAGAAUCAACUUCUUUAUCAUUCAUAGUAAAUUCAGGGGUGCUUAGUAACAAAAACUAUAUCUUCAAAGUAAGAGCAAAGAAUGCCUAUGGAUGGGGAGAACUCUCUGAUCCAGAGACAAUCCUAACUGCUCAAGAACCAGGAAUUGUGACUUAGACAAACACAACAAAUGAUGGCUAGAAUGUAAUCAUUUCCUGGCUUGCACCAUUCACCAACUAUGACAAUGUACUUGAAUACAAGAUAGAAUUCAGGGAGGCUGAUGGUGACUUUAGUAGUACUGCUACAUGUGAUGGAUCAUAAAAUGCGAUAGUCGACUCAAGAACAUGUACAGUAGCUUUAUCAAUUUUCAGAGGAAGCCCUUACUCAUUAACUUAUGGAAUGCUGAUUGCAGCUAGAGUAAAGUCAAGAAACACAUUUGGGUGGUCAGCAAACUCUCAAACGAAUACUCUUGGAGCCAAAAUCCAGACAGUGCCUUCAAAGAUGAGCACUCCUGUUUACGUACCUUUAUCUUCUUCGAUUUCUUAAUUUACUGUUAACAUUGCUGCCUUGACUACAGAUUAACAGAAAGGUGGAGCUCUUAUUAACUCUUAUAAUGUACAAUAUGCCAUUGGAGCUCUAAGCACAAGUUGGAGUAACAUACAAGGCUAAGAUGGCUCCUAUACAACUGCAACUACAGCAGUGCUGAACUCGAUAACAAUAACACUGGGAACUAUCUACAAGUUCAGAGUUGCAGCUAACAACAUUCAUGGAUGGAGUGAAUUCUCAGAUGAAUUUAGUGUCACUGCAAGUGAUGUUACCUCUUAAAUUGAUUCAGUAACAAUUACAGUAGACAACUUGAAUGUUAAGAUCAAAUGGAAUGCACCUGCCCAGACUAACUAUGCCUCAGUUUAGGGCUACAAGAUAACUAUUAAUGAUCUGAAUGGCAAUCCUAUUGAAGACACCACUUACUGCAAUGGCUAUGAUUUGCUCAUAUUCUCAUAACUUUACUGUCUUAUCCCAAUGCAGUAUCUUACUACAGGAAACUUUGAUCUACCUUAUGGCAGAUUAAUUGAAGCAUAGGUAUCAGCUUUCAAUAGAAAUGGAUGGAGUCAGGCAUCAGUUCCAAAUCUUUCAGGAGUCACUAUACAAAUAGAACCGACUUAAAUGGCCCCAGUUACCAAAGGUGCUUUAACUUCUUAGUCUUAGAUUCAAGUAAACUGGUUAUCACUAUCAACAGCACCAAGCAAUGGUGGCUCAGUUAUCACUAAUUACAAUUUAUAAUGGGACCAGGGCACUAAUGGCGGCACUUGGUACAACCUUGCAGGAUAAUCAACUGACUACACUCUUACUACUUUUACAGUUUCAACUAGUGUCAUUCCUGGAACCAACUAUAUGUUCUAAAUCAGAGCAAAGAACAAGUGGGGAUAUGGAAGAUUCUCAGAUCCCACAACUAUCAGUGCAUCUUCAGUUCCAGCAAAGCCCAACGCUCCUUAUACUUCGGUUUCUUCUGCAAAUGGGAAUCUUAUCAUUCAGUGGGAUGAGCCUAACAACAGAAACAGUCCAAUUGACAAGUAUUUAAUUCAGAUCAGAAACAAGCUAACUACUCUCUUCAUUGAAGAACAAACUUACUGUGACGGAACAGAUGCAGUAGUAGUUACCAAUAGAAUAUGCUCAAUUCCAAUGUCAGUUUUGAUACUCACCCCAUAUUCUCUCUCUAGAGGAGAUUUGGUAGUUGCAAAAGUCACUGCACAUAACACCAAUGGAUGGGGCACAAUUUCAGAUCAAAAUUCAGCUGGUGCCACAGUAAGAACACUCCCAGCUGCAAUGAAUGCUCCAACUAGAGGUUCUGAGACUAGUGAAAAGCAGAUACAUUUAGUUUGGAAUGCUUAGACAACAGAUUCGGAUACUGGAGGCUCAGUCAUCUUAUCAUACAGACUUGAGUGGGAUUAAGGCCUCAGCUCUUGGUAGGAUUUAUCUGGCUAUCCUAGUAACUCUCUCGAUUUAUCUUAUAUCGUCUCUACUAACAUAGCAGCUAACAAAAUUUUUAGGUUCAGGUUGUAGUCAAAGAAUAUUUAUGGAUUUGGUCCAGUCUCUUCUGAAAGAUCGAUUGAAUCUUCAGAUGUUCCAGAUGCCCCACUAGUUGUAACAACCUCCAAUGAGGGAACUAAUAUUGAUAUAACUUGGAAUGAACCAUACGACAAUAGUGAUCCAAUAAUAGGAUAUCAAAUUCUCAUUUAGAAAGCAGAUGGUACUUGGCGAGAAGAAACUUUGAAUUGCAAUGGACUUCUUGCCCCAAUAAAAGAUGAUGAAACAUGCUCAGUUCCGCUAUCGAUUCUCAUUACUACAUACGGAUUAAUGUAGGGCUAGUUAGUUGUAGUUAAAGUUAAAGCAAUAAAUUCUAUUGGAUUUGGUGACUACUCUUAGGCUAAUACAGAAGGGGCUCUAAUAAGAGUUAAACCUUAUCAAAUGACAACACCAUUCCUUGGCACUGAUAACAGCCUUUCAUAGCUAGAAGUAUUAUGGAAUUAGCUGACUGGAGUUUAAACUGGAGGUGCAGACAUAGACUCCUAUGAAAUCUCAUUUGACGGAGGUACAAAUGGUGGCACUUGGACACCACUAGCUGGAAUGGAUGGAUUUUAUACGCUUGAUACAAGUAUAAUCAAAUAAGGAUUGUCAUCAUCUGUAAACUACAAAUUUAGAGUCAGAGCUCAUAGUGAUAUUGGAUGGGGUGAAUACUCACUCGAGGCUACAUUCUUUACCUUUAGUAUGCCUAGUGUUCCUAUCAAUGUCAUUACUGCAGUAAAUAACAUGAAUGUUAAGAUAUCUUGGACAGCUGGAAAUUCUAACUUCAAGUAAAUAGAUGGAUAUAAGAUUAAAGUCAAGAAUCUAGUCACAGGAAUUUUCCAUGAGAACACAACUAAUUGUGAUGGACUGCAAGCUACUGUAAUUAAUCAAUUGUAUUGUGAGAUCCCAAUGAAUGCUCUGAGGACGCAACAGUAUUAUCUGGAAUAUGGGUAGCAGGUAGUAGCUAUGGUGCAAGCAAGAAAUGAAAGAGGUUGGGGUGACUUCUCCAGUGCUAGCACCACUAACGCACUUGUGUAGACAGAACCAUUCUAAAUGGCAAAACCCACAAGAAACACAUUAACUACAUCAAAGAAAAUAGUAGCUGAUUGGGUUGCCCUUGACUCCUCCAACAAUGGAGGAUCUGUAGUGACCUCAUAUAAUGUCUACUGGGAUGCUGGAAGUUCUGGAGUUUCUUGGUUCAGUCUCAUUGGAGAAGUUAAUGGACCUUAUCUUCAAACAUAAUUAACAGUGACUUCAAGUAUAAUCCUUGGCUAAGACUAUUAGUUCAAAGUAAGAGCUCAAAACAUGUGGGGAUGGGGUAAGUUCUCAGAUAUUACAACCAUAAGAGCUUCAGAGCCGCCAGCUUAAAUGCUUACACCUACAUUCAUAAUUGACCCAGAGACAGGAGGACUGAAGAUAUCUUGGUCUUAACCUGCAAACAAUGGAAAUCCAAUCACAGGAUACUUGAUAGAAAUUUAGAACAAGCUUAUGUCGAAUUGGUAUUCAACAUCCUCAUGUGAUGGUACUACUGCAGCAGUGCUUACAUCGAGAUACUGUAUCAUCCCAAUGAGUGAAUUCAUUAACACACCAUACUCGUUAGCUCAAGGAGAUUUAAUUAAGGUCUAAGUCUCAGCACGAAACAUCAUUGGAUAUGGGAUAGUAUCAGCAGUCAAUACAGUAGGUGAAAGAGUAAGGACUGUUCCUCAUAAAAUGGGAGAUCCUUAAAGAGGAAUCAAUACCACAACUAAUCGCAUUAAUGUUACCUGGGUAGGUUUAGUAAGUCCAAAUAAUGGAGACUCUGUGAUACUUUCAUAUCAUUUAGUAUGGGAUGCUGGUUCAGGAGCAGUUACCAAAGAUCUCACUGGUAAUGCUAAUCCAUACACUCAGACAUCCUAUCUAAUUUCAGCAGGAGUAUCAGUUGGCAUCUCAUAUACAUUUAAGCUACGAGCUAGAAAUAUCUAUGGAUGGGGUGAAUAUUCUGAACCAAUUCCAAUCACGGCUUCAGAUGUUCCUGAGUAGAUGAGCAUUGUAUAAACCUCAACCACAGGCACUCCAAAGUACAUAAAGAUUUCAUUUACAAUUCCAUCUUCAAAUGGCGCAACCAUAGACUACUAUGACUUGAGAAUUCAAAAAAGUGAUGGAACUACAUAUACUGCUAAUGUUUAAUACUGUGAUGGCACUGCUUAAGCAUUUAAAGAUGAUAGAUUCUGUGAAAUUCCAAUGACUAUUCUUAGAGGCAAUACUUAUAACUUAGUAUAUGGAAGCAUUGUUAAAGCUAUCAUCAGAGCUCAUAAUUCAAAUGGAUUUGGUCAAUAUAGUUAAGUUAACUACGAAGGAGGAACCAUUUAAACUGAACCAGGUCUUGUGCCAGACUUUUAUGUAGACGAAGAUAACUCAGAUCUUGACACUGUUAAGCUAACUUGGACUGAACCAACUGGAUCCUUAACAGGAGAUUCUCCUAUCACGCAAUACGUAAUCUAAUAAUGGAAUUCAGUAAACUCUGCAUGGGAUCCCUUAGUCACUCUUUCUGCACCAGUCUCAUCUUACGUGAAGAAUGGGUUAACUGGAGGAGUCUUUUAUAAAUUUUAAAUUGCAGCAGUCAAUAUUCAUGGUCAAGGUCCUUAUCCGGCCACACCUCUUUAGACCUAAACUCAGCAAAAGCCUGAAGCCCCAUCACCUCCAGAUACAAGUGACUCAGUGGCUAAUGUGAAAAUAUCAUGGCUUCCUCCAACAUCAAACUUUGCCACUAUUGAUCAGUAUCAAAUUCGUAUAGGCAAUUUUGAUAGUUCUAGCUUCAUUGAAGUUACUUCACUCUGCAAUGGCUAGCUAGCUGUAGUAGUCUAGAAUUCAUUCUGUAUCUUCCAAAUGAUUGACUUAACAGCAGAAGCAGCACUUGGCUUGACAGUUACAAAACCAAUCAAAGCCUAAGUAAGAGCACAUAAUUCAAGAGGAUGGAGCGACUACUCAGCAAUGUCCACAACCUUUACCACUGUAAAGACCAUACCACUACAAAUGGCAUCUCCAACCAGAGUAGACACCACAGAUGAAAGAAACCUUAAGGUGCAGUGGACAGCCUUAUCAACUCCAUAGAAUGGAGACUCUGAUAUCACUUCCUAUAACCUUUAAUGGGAUCAAGGUACUGGAGGAUUUAUGUAUUACGACCUGCUUGGAAUCACACCUUUCUCAAUUCUUAUGGAUUACACUGUGACCACAGGUGUGAUAGCUUCUAGAGACUAUAGAUUCAAGGUAAAAGCUAGAAAUAUUUAUGGAUGGGGUAACUACUCCUUGCCAAGUACAGUGAAGGCAGCUAAUAAACCCUUCAUAAUGUCUGCACCAACAACCUCAAAUGAUGAGACCACAGGUAUGGUUAUUAUAACAUGGACAGCUCCUCAUAACGGAGGAGAUACUAUUACCUCAUAUAAAGUCUACAUCGGAAACUCUGGUUACUCUUCCUUUACUAUUAAUCAAGCAUAUUGUGGUACAGCAAACCAGGCAAUCAUGCUAUCAACAUUGAGAUGUGCCAUUCCAAUGAGUGUCUUUACAGACCUUCCAUAUUCUCUAGCAUUUUAACAAGUAAUUAAAGCUAAAGUUUCAGCUUCAAAUUAAUUUGGUGAGCAGUCUCAAUCACCAGAGAACACGAUAGGGGCAUUAGUAAGGAGAAUUCCAAUAAAAAUGAAUUUGCCAGUACUGGCAUCUAGAAAUAUCGAUUCAAUUAAAGUAUCAUGGACAGCACUUACUGGUGAUGAUACAGGAAACUCAGCAAUCCUAAGCUAUGAGCUGAGAUGGGAUAGUGGAUCUGGUUCUGUUAUCUAUCUUCUUACAGAUUCGCUUGCCACUCAGUUCACUGUUAACGGUCUCACAGGUGGAUAAUUCUACAAGUUUAUGCUGAGAUCUAGAAACAUAUAUGGAUUCGGAGACUACUCUGAAAUCACUAAUAUUGAAGCAUCUGAUGUGCCUCAAAUCAUGGCGAUUCUAACUACAACUAUUGAUAAUGUUUACCCUAACAAAGUUAAGAUCUCUUGGCUUAAGCCAUUUGAAAGUUAUGAACCUAUUGAUGAAUAUAAGAUCUUACUGUUAAAGUCAGAUGGUGAAUAUGUUGAAGACUCAACUAACUGUGGAGGUGAUGAUGAAACUUUACUUUAUUGCUAUAUUCCAAUGAGUACAAUCAGAACCCUGACUGGCCAACCUUUAGGCACACUAAUAGCAGUUAAAGGGCAAUCACACAACUUGAAUGGAUGGUCAGCCUUAUCUCAACUGAAUAUAUUAGGAGCUGUUAUUGAGACAGAGCCCUAGCAAAUGACUGAUUUAAGAUAUGAUGUGGCGAAUUCAGACAAUACUAAGAUUUACUUGCAAUGGGAUGAGAUGGUAGUUGGAGUAUAGACUGGAGGAAUUGCACUUAACAACUAUGAAGUGAUGGUCUAUGAUAAUACUACUUCAGACUUUAUUCAAGCAGAACUGACUUCUCCAUCUGCAACUGCUUCUCAACAGACUCCUUUAGUGCCAGGAGCUUACUAUAAGUACAAAAUAAGAGCCAUAAACAAGUAUGGACCAGGAGCCUUCUCAAAUGUCAUAACAGUUGUAGCUGGGUAAAAGCCCUCGACUCCUGCCGCGCCUACACUUAUUAUGAAUGGAAUAUAUGUUUAAGUUACUUGGGAUGAGCCCUUGAAUACUAACUAUCGACCAAUUGAUACAUUUUAAGUUCAGUUCAAAGCUAAGAACGGCACCUUCUAUGAAGAUCUUGUGCACUGUGAUGGUUCAGAUACUGCGAUCGUAUCAACAAAAAUAUGCCUUAUUCCAAUGACUUCUCUUAGAACUUAAUUUAGCUUAGAAUACCUAGCAUAUGUGAUUGCAAGAGUAAGAGCACAUAACGAAAGAGGCUGGAGUGAAUAUUCAGGAGAAUCCUCAGGCCCUUAGAUCUAGACUGAGCCACUCUAGAUGGCAAAGCCCACCGAGGGAUCACUAACGAAUACUAGAAGAAUACAGAUUGAGUGGGUUGCUCUAACAUUGACCAAUACAGGAGGAUCUGACAUUGUUUCUUACAAUCUGUAUUGGGAUCAAGGCUACGAUAGCUGGAGAAGCGUCGUUGGAGAGAACUCGAAGUACCUUGGCACUAGCUACAUCAUCGGUAUUGGAAUCACUUCAGGAGCUUCUUACAAGUUCAAAGUCAGAGCUGAAAACAAAUGGGGAUGGGGACCCUUCUCAGAUCCAACAACUAUAGUUGCCUCUGGACCUCCAUCUUAGAUAUGA
Molecule: messenger RNA, 64605 nt
Organism: Stylonychia lemnae
Lineage: Eukaryota; Ciliophora; Spirotrichea; Sporadotrichida; Oxytrichidae
Source: the annotation of a GenBank genome assembly